AUGUGGGUGGUGGCGGGGAGCCGGCCUCGAUGCUCCCCAGACGAGCCUCCCUUGCAGCCUGCCGUCCAGCGUGACAAGUGGAGCAUGAACCCCCUUGUGGGUCUCCCCGGCAGACAGGGCCCAUUUGUUGUGUGCUCUGCCUUGAAGUCUAGGUUAUGUCAGCGCUGCGGGAGACACCAGAUGCAAUUAUCUGCCAUUCUGCAGGGCUGGCAGCUCAUGCAUAGAGAGGGGAGCGGAAAAGAUGCUCCCGCUGUGCUGUCCCUGCAAUACAAUGCCUCCCUAUGCGCCGUGUUAACAGCUCAUGACCCCCGGGCUUUUCCUGUCACAAGUCUAUUGAGGAAGCUGGCUUAGGUGACAGAGCCCAGGGCUUAAGCUUGAGCCACUUUUCAUUGCCAGGCUUCAACCUGGGAACAGGAGGAGUGGGAUGCUGACACAGAGAUGUACCUGUAUGGCUUGCUGAAGAUGCUCAGCCUGCCAGCCCUCUCUUAGCACCUCUUCCAAGGUCUCUUCGGUUACAUACGGUCAUCAUAUAUAUGUAUAUUUUAAGUGCUCAAAACUACCAAGCUUGGUACAAUUAUGCAAUUGACAAGGCACUGCCUCCAGUAUUACAAUCCAUUGGAGUAGUCUGUACAGAUGUCUCAGAAUUGCAUCUCUGCAGUGGCACCAUUAAUAUAGGGUAAGGAAGGGGGGGGGCAUUUCUCCUUUUGUUUUUCACACCGCCAAUGAUGAUUUCUAUGUCAUUUAUUUAUGAGGACAUUUCUAUCCCACAAUUCCUCCAAGAUGCUCAAGGUGGGGUACACAGCUCUCCCCCUCCCUGUUGUAUCCUCACCACAACCCUGGAAGGUUGUUUAUUUAUUAAAUGCCUAUACUGUUCUUUAUCCAAGGAUCACGGGGCGGUUGCGGCAGAGCAGUGGUGACUGGCCCAAAGUCACCUAGGGGGCUUCAUGGUUAAGUGUGUGGUGGGUAGGUGGGAUUUGAACUCUGGGUCAGUGCUCUAACUGGAUGAUUCCAUGCCCACCCCCACCUAUAUCCAUGGCCAACUCACGAGUUCUAUUCACAGAAUGUCUUGUUAUGAACAAUGCAAUGAAUGAGCCCACCUACACAAUCUAUCGUAAUGCCUCCUAAGGCAUUGCUUGUUUAUUUAACACCAUCCAAAUGCUUAGCAAAGUCCGGAAAGAAAAGGACCCCUGCCCUGAAGAACUUACAAUCUAAAAUUCAAUAUAGAGGAGACAAGAGAGGCAAAGGAUAUAAUAGAAAACAGGGAGAAGAGAAUGUGCAUGUAUUUCAGUUGCAAGGUUUUAUUCCAUAGUGGCCUAUAAGCUUUGAAGGUGGGAGAAGAAAUGAACACAAAGACCCUCCAGGGGUCUUUUUUUAUUGUGUAGUUGUGGUGAUUUGUCGCUCGUGACAGUAUCAGGGCAGUUCCAUGGAAUCCCGCUUUCCAGAACUGUUUGUGCCUGCAAAGGUUCUGGGGCGGACAAAUGCUCUGUUGACCAAUGAGCGCACACUGAAUUCCUGUAACUUUUUAUAUUACAAAUAUUUGGAUGCUAUCCCACUUUUGUCCCACUGCAGGGCAAGAGACACUGAUGCAAUGACAGUGCAGGAGCAACUCAUGAAGGGAAAUGAUGUGUGGACAGUCCAGGAUAAAUCCACCACUGAUGCACAAAUAUUGUUUUAGUGGCACGAUGCAGGAUUCAACCCUGCAAACAGCAGCAACAACAACGCCAGUCAGGAGGGACCCUUUGAAAGUCCUGACUACACUGUGUUGCUGUUUCUAAUACAUUUUUUUUAAAUAGUUCCUCUGUAAUAUUGCAGAACAUGCAAUCCUCUGUUCUGAUCCUCGCUUUGAACUAAUUGUGUCGAUGAUACUGCCACGGAGCUUAUUGGACUCCACUGUGCCUGUUUGCUAAUGGAGUGACAAGUUGUGGCUGUUGUUGCUGUGACUCAUCUAAAGCAUCUGUUCUUCAUAUGCUGGGAGAGUGUGGAAUCAUAAAAACACUUUGGCAAGAACUUUAUUAGAUAUGUUAAUGGCAUCUUAAGAAUCAUUAGUUUCGUCAAGCUCUUGAGCAUCUUCCAGUUGAAUGAAGCCUGACUGAACUACAGUAACUGGAUGCAGAUAACUUUUUGAGUGCUUGGGGAAGGGCUCACAUUCUAGAUAUGCAUGCUAAAGGAAAAGAUUUGUCUAUCUUCCACCUACUGCAAGGUAACUGACCUGUGUCAAUGUUGUCACUAUGGUUGCUGCUAGAAAUUAGUUGCAAAAAGGCUUUUAAAAUAUACAUAUUUUUUAAACAGUUUAUCAUGUUUUUUUAGGAGUGUGCUGGAUUUCUUUUUGAUUCAUAGCUUCUAGCAGCCUUCCUCAACCUAGUGUCCUUCAGGUGACUUGGACUACAAUUCUCAUCAGUUCUUGCCAGCAUGAUGUGUAGAUGUGUAUUCUGCUUUGCUAGUUACCUUGAGUGAGCUGGUCAGAGAAUGAUAGGGGGAAAUACUAAUAAAAAUUUGGACACAGUCUUCUCACCCUACCCUACCAAUCUUAGUCUCUCUCUCUCUCUCUCUCUCUCUCUCUCUCUCUCUCUCCACACCCACCCACACCCACGUGAGCCUCUGAACUGUGCUGCAGAUCUGGUUCCCAGCAAGUACCAGUAAUCUAUGGAGUAAUCUAUGGGGAAAUGUUUGUAAGCAGUUUUCUGCGUGGGGCUGUGUGGAAUCACAUUGCUAAGAGUUAGAGCAGCUUAUUUCUUGUAUUUCUUACCUACUCUCCCCCUUCAGGUCCCAGAGCAGGUGACAUAAAACAAAAUCCAAUAAUGAAAUAAUGAAUAUUCAACAAACCAUAAAAUGACAGCAAUCAAAGCAUAAAACAAAUACAAGUAAUAACACCAUUUACAGGGAGGGCGACCAAAGACUUAUGGUGCAAGUCCAAAAAACUCUAUAGGGAGUGAGUUUCACAGCUUUGGGGCUGCCACAAAGAAGGCCCCGUAGGCAUGGGGAGUUGCUAUUGGAGAGACAGGAUUCAAAAGUCCUGCUGCACACCUCAGCAUGCAGUAUUCAUCACAAAAACCUUUAGAACAGGGCAAUCUGGGAUUGGGGAGGUAUAAUUCCUGGUGUUUACAGGGUGUGGCACAUGAGUGUCGUGGCUUAUGUAGCUAAAGCAGCAGCAUCUAGGCACAAAGGGGAAGUAUUGGAAGGCUUGGGAGAAUCCCAAUGUUUGCAGAAGCCUAAUCAGCCUAAUCAGGACUGAGCAUGCUCAGUGGCCAUAGAAUGUGGGAGGGGGCAUUAUUGGUUUGUUUUUGUUUUAUUGUGUAUUAUGUAUUUUGUGUUCUUGUUUUGCAUUGUUAUGUUUUUAACUGCCCUGUGAUUUUCAGAUAAAGGGCAGCUUAUAAAUUCAUAAUAGAAUAAUAGAACGUUGACUGAUUGUGGAGGGGGAAAUGGAUAACCAGGAGCAGGGGAUGGAGGGGAGCGGCUGGCAUCCUGAACAGGGAGCACGCCUGUAAUCCACUACUCCACCAUGUGGAAUUUGUGAGAGAGGGCCAUAGAGCAUCUGAGUUGCAUCCCCUGUGUCUCCAGGUAGAGCUGGGAUAGAGUUCCUGCCUAAAACCCUGGAGAGCUUCUGCCUGUUAGUGCAGACAAUAUUGGGCCAGCUGGAACAAUGGUCUGACUCUGGAUGUGGAUGGCACUGAGGUCUAAACCACUGAGCCCCAGGCUUGCUGAUCAGAAGGUUGGCAGUUCGAAUCCCCGCGACGGAGUUAGUUCCUGUUGCUCUGUCCCAGCUCCUGCCAACCUAGCAGUUCGAAAGCAUACCAGGGUGAGUAGAUAAAUAGGUACCGCUGUAGCGGGAAGGUAAACAGCGUUUCUCUGCGCUCUAGUUUCCGUCACAGUGUUCCGUUGCACCAGAAGCGGUUUAGUCAUGCUGGUCACAUGACCCGGAAAGCUGUCUGUGGACAAACGUCGGCUCCCUCGGCCUGAAAGUGAGAUGAGUGCUGCACCCGAUAGCUGCUUUUGACUGGACUUAACCAUCCAGGGGUCCUUUACCUUUUACCUUUACCUGACUCUGGAUAAGGCAGCUUCCUAUAUGUUCCUAGAAUCUUCUAACUCAAAAAGUCCUCUGUGCAGAGUUAAGGCAGCUCGCUACCUGUUGACACUUGCGGGCACCAUUAUAACUGUUGUGCAACCACAGCGCAUUGCCGAGGGCGCAGAGUUCUGCUAAUGCAGUGGCCGCUCUGGCUGGAUGUCCCGUGGUGCUUUGUUAUAGCUGAGAGGAGCGCACACUCUGGUUAUAAAUAGCCACAGCUGCACCUCGCCAUUUUUCAGCUGCAGGAGAAAAUAUGAAAUGUGUAUAAAUAAAAGCACAAAGAGAGCAAAGACAUAUGGGCAGGGAGUAAUGGCUUGACUUCUUAUUCCUCAGAAACUCUUUUCCAGGAGGGGACCAUUCCAUCACAGUCAUGCCAUCUCUCCCUGCUUUCUCUCUCUCUCCCUCUCACUACAGCUAUUGUCGGGGACUGUCAGAGAAAGGGGGAGGUUCAAGCUAGGAAAGAGGGCACCAGCAAAGAGAAACAAUUGUCCAUAACACAGUUCCAAGUGUAGAAACAUGAGAAUCUGUCUUAGACCAAGCUGAGGCAUUGGUUUAUAUUGGGAUAUGCUCUGACUGACUGCAGUUUCCCAGGGUUUCAGGCAGGGGUUCUUCCUAGAUCUACCACAGAAUGCUACCAUUUUAACCAUUUCUCUCCAUUUCUCACCCCCCACAAUCUUAAGUUCAGUUCUACACAUUUCGACACCCGUAUGUGAUUUUAUUCUAAAUUCCUCAUUCAAAAUCCACUAGCAAACUUCUCCUAAUAAAAGCAUUCAUCCGCAAUUUUGCCAAAAAUACUCAUUUUUGCAAAAACAUUCCCCCCAAUAAUGCAUUUUAAUGCUACUUUCACUGAUAUAUGUGUUUUAAUGCACACUUUACCCUAGUAUAUGCAUUUUUUGUACACUCAACUGGGGAACUGCAUUGCAAAAUUCGGAGAAGUGCAAAUUUUGAAGGAUGACUGUGUUUCAGCUUGUGUACUGUUCUAGAAAGUACGAAUGAGUGUCAGCGAUGGGCAGGAGCUGGAGAAGUGGGGGGAUGCAUGGGCCAAGGAGGCAGUUGGGGAGGAGGAUGAUCCAGGGGGAGGAGCCAGUGAUUUCUGGGGUUCUGUGCUAUCCACGAGCAGCUGCAGGUGGUGGUGGAAGAGGGGAGUUGAGAGGAGGCACAGGUCCACGGUCUGAGACGGGGCACAGGUCCACGGUCCUAGGUUGCCUAGACAGCUAGGUCAGGGGCUGAUCUACUAUGAAACUAAUGAAGCUCAAGUUUCAGAGCCCCUAAUCCUGGAAGGACCCCAGAAACAACUUUAGUCCACAUUGCUUAAAUAAAAUGGGUUUAGUAGACGCAAUUUGAGUUGCACAACUCAAAUUGAUUUUUUGGUUGCAUGUAUUUCAACUAUCUCACAGAUUGAGAGUUAGUAGCACAUAUGUUGUAAAGGUUGUUGUAAACAACCCCAUUGAAGAAUAUAACAGUGGCUACCCAGACCUCAUUGGGGCCCCAUAAUAGUACAGUGGUACCUCGGGUUAAGAACUUAAUUUGUUCUGGAGGUCCGUUCUUAACCUGAAACUGUUCUUAACCUGAGGUACCACUUUAGCCAAUGGGGCCUCCUGCCUCCUGCCACUUUAGCCAAUGGGGCCAAUGGAGCACGAUUUCUGUUCUCAUCCUGAAGCAAAGUUCUUAUCCCGAGGUACUACUUCUGGGUUAGUGAAGUCUGUAACCUGAAGCGUCUGUAACCCAAGGUACCACUGUACAACCCUUCAGGGCUCCAGUUAAUUGUUCUCGCUGGUCUGGGUGUGUUUGGGACAAGGAGGGAGGUUUGCCUUUAGCCGUGAACUGUAUUUAAUUUCUACCCCUUUCCUAACCCUCAUACAGCCCCCACCCUGCUCCAGGAAGAGAAGGGUAGCUGGCAAUCGCAAGGCAAGCAAAGCCACUAGGCAGAGAGCACUUGGUGUGUGUGUGUGUGUGUGUGUGUGUGUGUGUGCUUUAAGACAAAGUGACAAAUAGCAUGCGAGUUAAGUCUGAAGAUGGAGUACUCCAUUUGGUGGUGAAUGGCAAGGCUCCUUAUGGUGAUUGUAAAACAUUGCUACAGUCCUGUAAAUUUCCUCCGUCUCUUGCUGAGUAUCCAUAAGCAACAACCCUGCCCUGAAGAGCUUACAGACGAAAGAUGUAUUUCAAGGCAAAUCGCUCACGAGAUUCUAGCAAUGUUUUUUGCAGAAGUUUGUGCAGGCCGCGGAAAAGCAUGCCGCAGGGACCCAGUUCUCUCCUCUGGUCUGAGCCUCUGGAGUCGGGAAGCUGCAAUUAAUACCAAUAGAUGGCUAACAGGGACAGAGGGAGCUAUAUUAUGCCAAAACAGAGGAUUAGUCCAUUGGUGUUAUACCACUGAGCCACAGCGCGUUGCCUUCCACUUUCCCCAGCACACGGCCUCACCUUCCAUUCCAAUGCAUCCCUGUCCAUAUGGCUGUGAACAGCCCAGAGCCACCCCCUUUUUAAAUUCCCCUGGUGCUUUCAGGUGCGAGUUUAAUACUGCAAGGGAGCCAUUGAGUUGUGGCAAAUCAGUAAUUGGCAACAGACUUCUUUCUUAUUGGAUUUUCCCCGGAUUAAAUGGGGGUGGGGAAAUAUGGGGUGGCAUUUUGAUGUGUGAAAAACUUGCGUGCAUUAGAAGCACCAGUCCCACAUCCACACUAUAUAUUUAAAGCAGGCAUAGGCAAACUCGGUCCUCCAGAUGUUUUGAGACUACAACUCCCAUCAUCCCUAGCUAACAGGACCAGUGGUCAGGGAUGAUGGGAGUUGUAGUCCCAAAACAUCUGGAGUUUGCCUAUGCCUGAUUUAAAGUGUGUUUAAACUAUGCAGUCCCCCCCCCCCCGGAUCCUGGGAACUCUUGUUUGUUAAGGCAGCUGGGAACUGUAGCUCUGUGACGGCAAAACUACAGUUUCCAGGAUUCUUUGGGGAGGGGGAGCCAUGCACUUUAAAUGUGCAUCAGGUGUGCUUUAAAUGCAUGGUAUGGGUGUGACUUGUGUCUGUUCCACCAUAGCUAUAUAUUUUAUUGUAGAAACUUGGGCCAUAACUACCUGAGAGUAGAACCCUGCUCAUAGGAGAGUCUCCUGCUGGCUAGGCUGGUCCAAUGCCAAAGAGGGCAGGCUCCUGCAACUUUAAUCAUUGUAUAGAAGCUGCAGGAGGUGGAAGGAAUUCACACGAAUCACCUGCCUUUUUCCACCUGUGCGCGUCUGUGAGAUGCAUCGGAUGAAGUGGGCUCUAUUCAACGAAAGCUUAGACUAAAACAGUUAGUGCUUAAGUUGCUGUAGUAUUCUUGGUUGGUUUCAUCAGGUGAUUGGUUCACCAUAUCAGAAGUGACCCUCCACAUGUGCAUUGUUCCACUUAGCUGCCUUUAUGGGGGACAGAGUGUUCUAUGCUCUUGAUUUGUGGGAGCUUGCGAUAAUCCACUUCCAGAACUCCUGCUCCUCCCUCCCCAUUCAGAGACUCCCUCCCAAAGAAAUAAAGUAUGCAAAACUCAUAUUCCCAUACAUAAUACCACAACUUUUAGCAGUGUACUUCUGAAAAACACAUUCCUGUUAAGUGACCCACAAGCUUUGGAACUGGUCUGUGGUUUCCUGGAGGAUUGGUAAAAGGAAGAAAGCUCUGCCAUUCUCCCGCAAAGAUAUGCACCCGCAUUGUUCAGCCUGGACACUGAGGUCCAACUCCGAGCGCCUUCUGGUAGUUCCCUCACUGCGAGAAGUGAGGUUACAGGGAACCAGGCAGAGGGACUUCUCGGUAGUGGCACCCACCCUGUGGAACGCCCUCCCAUCAGAUGUCAAGGAAAUAAACAACUAUCUGACUUUUAGAAGACAUCUGAAGGGCAGCAGCCCUGUUUUGGGCAGUUUUUAAUGAUUGAUGCUUUAUCGUGUUUUUAAUAUUCUGUUGGGAGCCACCCAGAGUGGCUGGGGAAACCCAGCCAGAUGGACAGGGUAUAAAUAAUAAUGAAAUAAAUUGUUGUUGCUUCUGUUGCUGUUGCUGUUGCUGUUGUUGUUGUUGUGCUUUGCUCCUCUUGCCAGUCUCAAUUUGUGAGCCAAUUUCUCUUGUAUCAGGUGUUUGUGUUUGAAGCCCUUCCCUCCGAACCCCUGUCCUAACCUCUCCCUUCUCUGCCCUGCAGACGGGAUCCACAGUGUGACAGCCCAGUGCGUCCUGCGCGUCAUUGUCAUCACCGAGGACAUGCUGGCCAACAGCAUCACGGUGCGCCUGGAGAACAUGUGGCAGGAGCGCUUCCUCUCUCCCCUCCUGGCCAAUUUCCUGGAGGGCGUGGCCACUGUCCUGGCCACCCCAAAGGAGGACGUCUUCAUCUUCAACAUCCAGAACGACACGGACGUCGGCGGGCAGGUGCUGAAUGUCAGCUUCUCCGCCAUGGCGCCCCGCAGCGGCCAUUUCUUCAGCUCGGAGGAGCUCCAGGAACAGCUGUACAUGAAGCGCAUGACUCUGACCGCGGUCUCCAUGCUGGAGGUGCUCCCCUUCGACGACAACGUCUGCCUCCGCGAGCCCUGCCAGAACUACAUGAAGUGCAUCUCGGUGCUCAAGUUUGACAGCUCGGCUCCCUUCAUCGCCUCCGUCUCCACCCUCUUCCGGCCCAUCCACCCCAUCACGGGCCUGCGCUGCCGCUGCCCCCAGGGCUUCACCGGAGACUACUGCGAGAUGGAGAUCAACCUCUGCUACUCCAACCCCUGCCGCAACGGAGGGGUCUGCACCCGCAAGGAGGGCGGCUAUACCUGCAUCUGCCACCAGCACUUCACAGGUAAGGCCAUGGUCGAACCUCAGCGAAAGAGGAGGCUUGCUGUGGGGUGGGGGCAGUGUUUUCCCAAAUGAAAUUCUGCUCUCAGGGGCUUCCAUAUGCCUACUUAGGACCAGGCGGAGUCCUUGUGCCAAAGGGAUCCACAUUCUGCACUGAGGAUACUAGACAUGCUUUAUUUGUGUGGGUUCAUGUUUCUCAUCACACUGAUUUUAAAAAUAAUAAUAAUUAAGGCUCAAUAUAGGCACUACCCGUAAACAUGUAUGCUGGAGGGAGAUUGGACUCUAAUCUGCCUCCUGGAAUAUUCUUACAAUAGAACAUGCUUGUGGCCGCUGAGACCAUAUAUCACGGGUCCUGAAAGACCUACAUUGGCUCCCAGUAUAUUUCCGAGCACAAUUCAAAGUCCUAAAUGGCCUCAGCCCAGUAUACCUGAAGGAGCGUCUCCAUCCCCAUCAUUCUGCCCGGACACUGAGGUCCAGUGACAAGGGCCUUCUGAUCGUUCCCUCACUGUAAGGUUACAGGGAACCAGGCAGAGGGCCUUCUCAGUAGUGGCGCCAACCCUGUAGAACGCCCUCCCAUCAGAUGUCAAGGAAACAAACAACUAUGUGACUUUUAGAAGACAUCUGAAGGGCGGUAGCCCUGUUUUGGGAAGUUUUUAAUGUUUGAUGUUUUAUCAUGUUUUUAAUAUUCUGUUGGGAGCUGCCCAGAGUGGCUGGGGAAAUCCAGCCAGAUGGCAGGGUAUAGAUAAAUUAUCAUCAUCAUCAUCAUCACCUUGCCUAUUACUGUAUUUUUCACUCUAUAAGACGCACCAGACCACAAGACGCACCUAGUUUUUGGAGGAGGAAAACAAGAAAAAAUAUAUUCUGAAUCUCAGAAGCCAGAACAGCAAGAGGUGAAAGCAGCAAUCCCUCUUGCUGUUCUGGCUUCUGGGAUAGCUGCGCAGCCUGCUUUCGCUCCAUAAGACGCACACACAUUUCCACUUACUUUUUAGGAGGGAAAAACUGAGUCUUAUAGAGCAAAAAAUAUGGUACUUUUUUUAAUAGCCAUUUUUUAAAAUGCACAUUUAAAACACACCGCUUGCUCUCAAGAAUCUUGGGAACUGUAGUUUACCCCUCAAAGAGCUACCAUUCCCAGCACCUUUAACUACCAACACCAAGGAUUCUUGGUGCUUUAAGUGCAUGGUUUGUGCACAACCUCUGUUACGGGGGCUUUAAGUUACAACAACUGUGACUAGAAGAAAAACUUUCCCUCAAUCACCUUCUCGCAAGAUAUUGGAUUAUUGGUCUGCAAGCCUGACUAACCAACCAAAGCUUAUACCAAAGCUGCUUCCAAACGGGAGGCUCUGAGCGCUAAUAAAUCACUGCUUUUCCACUGUAAGCUAUAAGUGGAAUUGCAAUUGACUUUCUACACUACUGGGGAUAUUGCACUUUUUCUGCCUGUUCAUGGGCACGACACAGUGGCUGUGGAAGGGGGAGGGAAGAUCCAGCCCACCUGAGCAGCCAUUUGGAAGUGGGCAAGGCAGAAUGCAAGGAAUCCUUUUUUUAAAAGGGGUGUGUGUGUGUGUGUGUGUGUGUGUGUGCACGCGCACACACGCCUAGCACUUAUUAAUUUAAGCAUGAUUCCCCAUUGCUACCCAUGAAAUGCCCAUAAACAAAAGUAGAUAAUGUUGGUUUGUGACUGGAAGCAUUUAAUUGGUGAGGGUGGAAUAAUGUUGCUAAAAUGACAGUGACUGAAAAGUGUGUGUCCCCCUUUAUUAGCAUUAUUUUGCUAUAAAUCUCUAACGUUAUUUUACGUAAGUGUUAUUUAACUAACAUUUCAUUUUUAAAAUAAGAAUUGUUGAUUGGAAGAGUUUAAUCAGGAGGAAGAACCCAUGAUGAACAGGUCCUCCCCAUUUAUUCUUUUAGAAAGUUAGCAUUGUAAACCUUUCCUUUAAGCAAUAUUGUGCUAAUGUUUUAUUUAUCUUUUUUUUAAAAAAUGCUGCUCACUCAAGAGUUUUAAGGCUAACUGGAAGACUGAUGGUCUGCAGGGCCACAGGUCCCACAUCCCUAUUGUAAGGGCUGGAGUUGUGGGAUCCAGUUCCCUGCCCGCCUGUCAAAACUGGCACUGCUGGGGUGGGGAGAUAAAUAUCUGGUCUGCAGGCUAGAAAUGAUUCCCCAUUCUUGCUUUAGAGCUUUGGGUUUACUAUAAUGUAAGCACUCGUCUGCCAGCAGGUGGAGAGUAGCAGGGAGCCAGCUGGGAGGAGAGGAAAAUGUGAUGGUGAUCGGCAGGUACUUUCCAUUCCAUAGUCAGGCUACAUGGCCAGCAGCAAUGGAGAAGAUUUUCAAGCAGACCUAGUUACUUACUAGCAGGGUUCCAGCUUAAGGCUCAACAGGCAGGCUAUCUUGCAAAAGAAGGUAGUGAGAGAAUUGCAGAGAUGGACAGGCUGUGAGUUAUAAAUCUUUACAACCACACUUUCCUCCAGGGAAAUCGUUCAUGCCAGUCUGCUCAAGACUGAAAAGUGCAGGCUCUAGGAUGGCAGCAGAAGGGGCAGAGACUGUUGUGUGUUACAAAAAGAGCUUAGUUCACCAAAUUAUAAAUACAGGCAUCAGGGUUGUGUUUCCAGAGUCUGUUUGUCAUCAAAGAUGAGAAUAAUAGAACUGUAGAGUCAGAAGGGACUACAAGGUUCAUCUAGUCCAACCUCCUGCAAUGCAGGAAUCUUUUGCCCAACGUGAGGCUAGUAUUAUGACCCUGGGAUUAUGUGUUUCAUGCCCUACCAACUGAGCUAUCCCAUAGAUGAGAGGUUGUUCUCAGGGCUGCAGGAAUAACUGAGGUUGAAGUGUUGAUUUCUCCAGCAGAUGUCUAGAGUUUGGAAGUAAAAUAUACUUGAAGAAAUGUCAUCAAAUAUCUGUGUACUUGUUCCUGGGAAACCUGCUUAGUAUUCCAAUGUGUUACUUAAUGCUGUCCUAAGAAAAAGGUUGCUUUAGGCAUAGACACAGAGCUGUAAUAUUUAUUUAUUUAUUUAUUUACUUACUUAUUUAUACCCUGCCCAAAUGGCUGGGUUUCUCCAGCCACUCUGGGCGGCUUCCAACAAAAUAUUAAAAACACAAUAAAACAUAAAUCAUUUAAAACUUCCCAAAACAGGCCUGCCUUCAGAUGUCUUCUAAAAGUCAGGUAGUUGUUUAUUUCCUUGACAUCUGAUGGGAGGGCGUUCCACAGGACGGGCGCCACUACCAAGAAGACCCUCUGCCUUGUUCCCUGUAACCUCACUUCUCACAAUGAAGGAACCACCAGAAGACCCUCGGAGCUGGACCUCAGUGUCCGGGCUGAACAAUGGUGGUGGAGAUGCUCCUUCAGGUAUACUGGGCUGAGGCCGUUUAGGGCUUUAAAGGUCAGCACCAACACUUUGAAUUGUGCUCAGAAAUGUACUGGGAACCAAUGUAGGUCUUUCAGAAUCAGUGUUAUGUGGUCUUGGCUGUUGUGUUCCAAAGGUUGCAGAGUUGUGACAGCAGUUUUUCUGUUGCAUUAAUCAAGCUUCUUAGAUGUUCCACUGGUAGUCAGACUGGGACUCCAGGCAGCUUACACAAAUUAAAACACAGAAGGUUUAAAACAUAUAAAAGAGUAAUUAAACUAUAACAGCAUUACAACAAUAUAAAGAAACCUAAGUUUUAGCCAGAGUAGACCUUUUGAAGUUAACGGACCUAACACAGUCAUAUUUAUUCUUUUUAGUAGAUCCAUGCUGAGUAAAACUUAGCUGAAUGGACUUUAACAGGAUUUAAGCAGCCUAAUGGUUUACAGAAAUGCAAGCCUGAUCCUGAGCCUUUUAUACACGGAAGGAAGACCUACUGAGCUUAAUGAGGCUUCGUUCAUGUAAUUGUGACAUGGUCUUUUCAUGAGCAGGAUGGAUGUGAAGAUAGGCAUUGCAGUUCUUUCGCUUAGAUACUCACACAUGGAUGGUUUCUUGCAGCUGAGACAGCUAUUAACAUAUCAUCCCUAGCAAGCCUCCUGUGCCCUUGAUCUACAGGGUAGAUCACGUCUUCACUGGACAGACAAUCAGGAACAGAGGAGCCAGGGGCUGGCAGUUGAUAAAAGGAUGAGGCAAUGGGUAAACUGGCUUUGCACACCUCGGCCUGCCAGGAGGAAGAGACGCGCCUCCAAGCCUGGCUGGGGAAGAGAUAAGCAAAGUCAAUGGUAAUUAACCCUGAGCGUCUGAAGUGCAAGCCCACAUUAGGAGGAGGGUUAAUGUGCACUUGCUUCCCUGUCACUUCCUGGCAUCUCCCCCAUUUCCUUAGGAGAGUGGACAGGACCAAAAGAACAGAGCAAAGAACCAGUGGAGGAAUUAGAGGAGGGAGGGGAUGGUUUCAUUCUGCCCCUCCCCUUACAGGCUGUUGCUAAGUAGCUCUGUGCUGAGCUGAGCCUACCCAACAGACGGACUGGUGGAUGAAGAAGUACCUCCCCAUCAGAUUCUCUGUGUUUAUCACUCUCGCUAUUUAUGUUAUUAUUAUGAAUACUUACAUUCAUUAUUUAAUUUGUAAGCCACUCAAUAGGCUUGUGACCAGUUAUACAAGCAUAAAAAUCAAUUGCACUGAAAUACAAAGCAACCCCAUUCAAACAUCUAUCAUUAGAAUCGGCAAUAAAGCAACCCCAUUAAAACAACACAGCAAUGAAAACAGGAGACAUAAGGUGAGCAGAUGCAGAGGAAGGCAGGGCCUUUGGUAUUUCUGAAUAGGUUUCAGGUUUUCUCGCCCAUACGUGGCAAGCUUUGCUUGCCAAAAUCCCCCUCCUCUAUACAGCUGUGAAAUAUCUUCCUUUGUAGUCAGUCAGCCUGGUGCACAAUCUUGCCGCGCAUGAGGGGUCUUCCUUUUGGGCCACUGCUUCUGCUCUUCUAAUUUUUAGCAUUACUGUGGGUAAGCUCCUGGGUCACCAGGCCACAACGCAGAGAUGCUGCUUUCACCUGUGCAGUGGCCGGGGGAGACAAGAGUUGCCCAGUCCCGCUGCUUCCCCUGAUCAUUGCCUGCUGCAAUAGGUGAGAGAGAACAGGGUAGGAGAAGUCACACUUACCCUUUCUCCCAUGCUACUUCGCAACUGGCAAAGGUAUGAGCAGCAUCUGUGGGGUGUGAAUUGGUGACCCUAUAAACUCCCAUGUGGUGAUGCUCAGUAUCUGGAACUGGCAGGCCAACCGGAAGUGACCAUUAGGGGGCAAGGAGAGCCCAGCUGGGUCAGAUCAAAGGUCCAUCAGGUCCACUCUCCUGCUGCCCACAUUGCCAACUAGAUUAUGCUUCCAGGACGGCCACAAACAGGACACAGAGGCACACCCUCAGCAUGGCACCAUUGCUAUCCCCAGAAAGGCAUCACUAUCGUAAGUGGGAAAUGGCAGAAAUAGAUUUACAUAAAAUGUGCACAUUCAAAAGUAUAGCCAAAGAGAUGCUCUGUGUUUAUUUGCAUUUAUGAAUUGUUUCCUAUAAAAUGUUUCCAACAGAAACGUCAACCAUUAAAACAAUUUCAUAGAUAAAAACAACUUCAGUGCAGAUACAAACUGGGAUAGAAAGAAAUCUCCUCUUGAAAGGCUGCUUGAAGUAGGAAGGUGCUAAAGUACAAGAGUGGAGGUGCCGGUUGAAUCUGUAGCAGGAAGGUCGUUCCAGAGGGCAAAUGCUGCCACACUAAAGGGCCAAUUCCUACAUCACACAGAAUGGGCCUCCUGAAAUGAUAUCUGCAAUUUGGGAGUCAUUGGAGCAACCCGCAAUUGCCUAACCUUGGCUCGCAUAGGUUCAGGUUGGGGCUCACAAGCGAGAGACUUCAGAUAGAAGCAAAACAGCGGCUAUAAUUAAAAUGCAAUCCAUCUCACCACAAUGAGGAAGAUAGCGACCGGGUGACCUGCGUGUUUGCUUGUUCUUCUAUGCAGGAGUUUCUAACUGCUAAUGAGCAUCCACAAGGCCCCUGCUGCUCUCCCUUCUUGUGGGUCUUUCUCUCUGAACUGAAGACCAGAUAGCCCUUCAGAUAGAGGACUGUAAAGCAGGACACGCGCCCGCCCUGCUGGAGCUAGCAUACCUGGUGAAUGUCUUUGAUUCAAGACCCAAGAAAGGGUCAUUAGUGUGGUACAGCCAAAAAGAACCAGAGGUGUAGGAACAGCAGCAGCAGCAGCAGCAGCUGGUGCUAUGGAAGUUUGAAGCCCAUGAAUAUUUUGCAAAGCAGGUAGCUUCUGUCUUUCCAGUUGUAACAGAUUAAAUGUGGCUCCCGCUCCCGUCUUCACUCCCCCUGGUAUCAGACUGGAGGGAAUCAUUACAGAUCUCAUCAAACAGAGGGCGCUUUCAUUUCAGAGACAAUGGGAAAUGCCUCAGGUUCCCCUGGGGACAGACAACACGAAGCCCCACCAUUCCCUCUUCCUAGAUUUAAAGAGGUGGCAGCUCCCUCUUCAAUAGCUGCAUAGAUCAUCCUUGAUAUUUAGCAGAAAGGGGAUGAAAUGAAGGAGCAGAUUGAUGAAGGAAGGUGUCUUGCAAACAGCGCUUUUCUCAGCCCUGAAUCAGGAUGCCCUCUGAGCCCAAAUAGGCAUUGCUGGCUUGUGUUAGGGGAUGCGGGUGGCGCUGUGGGUUAAACCACAGAGCCUAGGACUUGCCGAUCAGAAGGUCGGCGGUUCGAAUCCCCGUGACAGGGUUAGCUCCUGUUCCUCUGUCCCUUCUCCUGCCAACCUGGCAGUUCGAAAGCACGUCAAAGUGCAAGUAGAUAAAUAGGUACCGCUCUGGCAGGAAGGUAAACGGCGUUUCCGUGCGCUGCUCUGGUUCGGCAGAAGCGGCUUAGUCAUACUGGCCACAUGACCCGGAAGCUGUACGCCGGCUCCCUCGGCCAAUAAAGCAAGAUGAGUGCCGCAACCCCAGAGUCGGUCACGACUGGACCUAAUGGUCAGGGGUCCCUUUACCUUUACCUUAGCUUGUGUUGGAUUGUGUGUACAGGUAAUUUGGUCCGUCCUCUAUAGACGUUAUCUCCUUCUGGAUGAAUCAUAGUCCUUUUAAGGACUAUGACUCUAGCACUCAUUACUCAGCUUCCUCCAAAUCAUCACAAUUAUUACCUAUGAUGGGUAGGACCAUCUCUGAGUGUUGUGGUGCAGAGACAAAUAACAAAUCUCCUGGAUAUUAAAAAGAAAGCUGUCCUAGGGCCACUUGGGAAAGCAUUUUUUUCUCUCAUUUAAUCUGUUCCAGCCCUGCUGAGUUUUCUAGAUUACCUUCCUUAUUGCAUUGUUGUUUACUGGCAUUAGGGCCUAUUCCAGUGUCAGCCAGACAGAUUUGUACUGUGAGAUGACUGUAAAUUUGGAUUGUGAAAACAACAGAAGUUUGAUCUGUCAACCAGGGAAAACUAGAAUCUGUAAUUACAAGCCUUGUCUUUUGAAUAAGUGUUUUGGAACUGCCUUCUGGUGAAUAUCAGACGGGCUCCAACCCUUUUGGGAAUUCGGCACCCAUUGAGGACCUUUUUAUUCCACCAGGCCUUCCUAGAAUGAUGAUCCUGGCCUGGUCACUAUUAAUUUUGGAACAGUAUAAGGUUAUUUUAAUGGGUUUUUAUCUGGUAUUCAUCAAAUUGUAUCCAUUUCUGUUUGGUACAUUGCUUUGAGAUUCUUUUGGACAUAAAGCAAUUAAGAAAUUUUAUAAAUAAGUACGGUACAUAACUAACUGCCCCAUCUCCCCCCACAAGACCCUUAGCCUUCCAGAUCUCUUACUGGCUUCAGAGACAGUCUUUUACAAAACCAUCUGCUUAAAUAGUGCUGCUGGAGAUGCAUAGCACAUGUCCUCCAAUGCUGCUUGAUACCAGUUUGUUAGUAACAAAACCAAUGGACUGGGUGAGCUGUAUGUUGGCCUGGUAGCUGUGGCAACUGUCCAGUAGUGUAGCAGGAGGUGUUCAUCUUUCCAUGCUCCUUGUGGUUAGUUUUCCAUCCACAGUUCUAGAUCUGCCUAGAUUUGUAAUACUGCCAUUCCAGAGAGCCUCUUUCAGCAAACUAGAGGCAUGAUGGGCUCCUUAGAUCCUAGCCAGCCCUCUCUUUGCCUCUGUCUCUUAAACUCCUUUCUUGUUUCAGCUUUAGAGAAGUGGAGGUGGGAGGAUAUUGACAUUUGCAAACCAAUUGUCUUUUCCUGCCACAAUCUGGCAAGAAGCAAUUGGAUUCAAGGCUGUUGGAUUCAAGGCUGUGUGGCCCUCAUCAUAACUGAAUAUUGGUGGAAGAGCAGGGACCCCCCUCCCCGUCCUGAGCCCAUACCAUCUUCUGUAAUCAGCAUUAGUCCUACGAGCAUGCAAAGAGACUUGCUGGAUCAGAUUAAAAGGCCCAUUUAGUCCAGCAGUCUGCUCUCAAAUGACCUAUGAAAAGUCCACAAGGAAAACAUGAGCCCAGUAGCAUACUUCUGUCAGACUUGGAAGGUGCGAGUGAGUUUAAUGCCCAUGCCAGGGCUAGACUCUGUGCUCUAGUGAACCAGAGAAGUAUUUGAACUCAUGUGUGCUGCGAUGCAUAGGAUAUGAGCCUUGCCGACAAACGGUUCGAAGGAAUUAGUUGUUGUCUCCUCACCUGUGUACGCACUGACAAACCACUGGCAAAGAGAACUCCCCUUUCCCUGCAUUCUUGCUCAGCCAAGGGAAAACUAUAGCAGCAAACCUGACAUGCCUGGUAUUGGUGACGACAGCGAAGAGUUCAGCUUGUCAGUUCAGCUUGUCGGAAGGACGGUGUGUGGAAUCUGAUGGCUCUGCUUCAGGUUCCCCUAGGCACCAAAUGGUAGAUGGCGACACCAAGUGGCUCUUUGGGGGCACAACAAUACAAACAGGAGAGAUCUUCCAGAAGCCACAUUUAGGGACACAGAUCCCAGUUGUGUUGAAAACUGCCUCAACUUGGCAGCUGUAAUGAGCAGAGAGAUUUGCUGUUGCUAACCACUGCCAGGAGCACCUGAUGGUGCCCGUCCAGCAACUGUGGUUCUUCUUUUGAAAGAGAUAGAUGAUGUCCAUUUCCCCUAGGGCAGCUGCCUGGCCUGCUUUAAACUAGAGCAAUAGGCUUCUUGCUGCCUCCUCAGUAGCCAACAAGCACAGUGGUGAUGGCAGCCCCAUGUACCCUGCCUGCGAGUGGAAACUGCUAAUAUAUGCACAUUGUCAUACUAGCUCUUACAAAAUGCUCCCCGUUGAACAUUUCUAUCUGGAUGGAUGACCUUGGUGUUUCAUGCUCUUAUCAGCUAAUUAUGAGUCCCCAGGUUAUGGCUCUGGCGAUACUCGUGUUAGAAAACAAAUCUUUUUAAUGCAUGAAAUGGUGAGGGAAUUGCUAGUCCCCAUCCCAAGCUGUUUUAGCGUAUAUGCCUGGAAAUGAGGCCUGCUGAAGCCUCAGGAGAGUAGGCCUAUGUAGCUGGUUUGACAAGAACAAGGGCUUUUGAUAUGUUUAUAAACCUGAGAGAAAUUCCUCAGCUGAGUUUAAUGUGCUUUUGUGAGGAGAACCAUACAUGGGUGUCCACAGGAGAGAGGCAGUUUACCCUCUCCUGUAUGAACCAUAAUUACCAGCCUUUGAUUUUUAAGCAAGCUUUUAGCACUUGUAGAACCUGAGACAUGAGACAAAAUGUACAGGUAUUAUUCUCAUUUCUUAAAAUGAGAAAUGGUCACUCUGCCUUUCAGUGUUUUACUUUGCCAGUCGCUCAUGGAAAAAUUCCUGCAAACAUACAUGGAACUAUAUGUAAGGAUUUUGUUCCUGGUAAGGAGGACUCAACUGAGGGAUCUGCUGUUAUGGCCAGCCCAUCAGCGACUUCACACAAUCUCUUUCUUUGGGUGACUGGAAGACACCAAUUCUAAUAUGAGUAAAUGUUUGCCUUGUGUGUAAAGGAGCUGAUCUAAUAGACCUUUUCAAAUUAGUUCACAGGCGAUAUUCACUGAGAGUUCAGCAUAAGUUUCUCCUCGGCCAUGCAAAGCAACCAGCAGCUUUCAGGGUGAUGGAGUUGAGGUCCUUGAGAUAAAGCUGGAGUCUGAAGAAGUUGCCAUGCUUUGAGUUUUCAUGGUUUUCCUUGGUGUAUAUGGCAGUGGACGGGGUUUUAGAUCUCCAAAGCAUGGCUUCCUAAACUAGAACGCUUUGAUGCAUGAAGUUUUACAUAGGGUAUAAUCAGGAGGAAGAGGCUUAUCAGGCUGGAAGCUGUUGCAGCUGGUUGGCUUUUCUGGAGCACUGCAAACAUGAUUGACAGUAUGCAGACAUAUUAGGUGGCUUUUCUUAGCAAUCUAUAUAUAUAUUACUCCACCCUGUUCAAUGCCAGGAACUCUCAGCCUUUGCCCCUUCCACUCCCAGAAGCCCCUUGAUCUCUUUUCUUCUGUUUUUCCCCCCAACAGGUGAUAAUUGUGAGGUGGAUAGUCGGGCCGGACGCUGCGUCCCUGGCGUAUGUAGGAAUGGAGGCACCUGCACCAAUUCUGCCGAUGGUGGCUUUCAAUGUCAAUGCCCACCUGGGGGCUUCGAAAAGCCUUACUGUGAAGUGUCUACACGUUCCUUCCCCCCAAAAUCUUUCAUCAUGUUCCGAGGACUUCGCCAGAGGUUCCACCUGACCCUCUCCCUCUCGUAAGUUAUUUGAGCUGGAGCCUUGUAAUGUCAGUUAACAGAAUAGCCAUUUUUCAGCUGCAGCUGAUGAUAAUCAUUUUCCAUUCUGCUCUCCAAAAUGCAUUUGCCUGACCUUUCUGGGUUUCUCCUUCAUACUAGAUUGGGCUGAGAUAUGAGCUCUAGCUGAGUGUCUACUCUUCAAAUGUGACUUUUUAUAAUCUAGCUGGAAGAAAAGAAGAUUAUUAGAAUUAAGGUAAAGGUAAACGACCCCUGACAGUUAAGUCCAGUCGCGAAUGACUCUGGGGUUGCGGUGCUCAUCUCGCUUUACUAGCCAAGGGACCUGACGUUUGCCCACAGACAGUUUUUCCGGGUCAUGUGGCCAGCAUGACUAAGCCGUUUCUGGCGAAACCAGAGCAGCGCACAGAAAUGCUGUUUACCUUCCUGCCAGAGUGGCACCUAUUUAUCUACUUGCACUUUGACAUGCUUUUGAACUGCUAGGUUGGCAGGAGCUGGGACUGAGCAACGGGAGCUCACCCCGUUGCAGGGAUUCAAACCGCCGAACUUCCGAUCGGCAAGCCCUAGGCUCAGUGGUUUAGACCACAGCGCCACCCGUGUUCCGCAUUAUUAGAAUUGUCAGCCCCUUUUUUUCUCCUUGCAGAAUGGCUCUUAUCUUUGUUGGGAUACUGCCAGGGAGACAAAGGCCAUCAUGCCCCCACGCCGUCUCCGGACGAUUCAUCGAUCUCCCGUAGAAACGCAGUAUCAGUCAAUUAGCGACACGAGCCUCAGAAAUAACAUGCCACUUUCCAAGGCUGGUGCACGCUCUUUCAGCAGAGUUCGCACAGCGAAAGAUGCACUCAGGAGAGCAUUAUUUACAACUUUAUUCAGCGUUGGUCAGAACAAAGGAAAAAACAUGACUGCCUGCUUCGAUGUCUCCAGGCACAGAGAGAAAGAAAAUAACAGCUAUAUAACAAAAGAGAAACAUCCUGUGAACAGGAAAUACGCAGGCUGUGACACAACAACCUGCUCCCUUCUUAAGGUGGAACGGAAAUAUCCUAACAAUCUUAUCUUAUCAUCUUAUCUUAUCAUCUUAAUCUAUCUUACCCACCCUUCACCAUAAGGUCCCAAGGUGGGGUGCAGCGAUUAAAAAACACAAUACACUAGAAAUUCAACAAGUGCAGCUUUACCAGAUAUGGGAUGCAAUGUUAGCUCUCACUUGUUGAAUGUUGGCCUGCCAUUUAAGGCAGAAAAAGAAAGACACCAACCCUCCUUUUUCUUGAUGGUUGAAUCUUAAUCUUAAUCUUAAUCAUUCUGCAGUUGCAACAUUCUCUUCAGCCAAUUGUACCCGAUGAAGUAUUGCCCCAGGAAAUGUCAUAAUUCUCUCAGGCCCAGGCUACCUAAUUAAUAACUUUCAGAAAUGCUUAUUCUUUCUCUGCUUUAUCACUGAAUUGCUUUGUUUAGAUUUGCCACCUUAGAGCGCAGUGGCCUCCUAAUCUACAACGGACGUCUAAAUGAGAAGCAUGACUUCUUGGCUGUAGAGAUUGUGGAUGGGCAGGUCCAGCUGAAGUACUCCACAGGUAGGUGAUGUAGAUGGUUCUGCAGUACUACUUGCCUACUUUCUUACAAUGGGGGUGCCUCUUUUGCAGAGCUGAGCAGGGAGGAGGAAGAGGGCGAAACCAGAAUGACUUGGCUCUGCCAGACAUUGGGUCUGGGGCCACCUACUGUUGGCCUCCCUGCCAUCUGCCCUACCAGCUCUAAGGGGCACCAGGCUCCAUUCUCUUAGCAACAGAAGAGUGAUGGCCGAUGUCUGUGGUUUUUGGGGACCCCUGGUACUGCAAAACAUGUUCAUGGUAGAAUAGGAUGCGAUGGAAGGAGCUUUAUUGGAGAGAAAGCAGAAUCAGCAGUGCAGGACUGCAGAAAGGAGGUGCAAGUGAAACUGUUGUGGGGAUCCACUAGAACUCAAGUGGGUUCCAGAGCUCAAAAGGACUAACACAUGAUGGGUUGGGGGUGAGGACUGAACACAAACAGUGUACCUGGCCCAGAAAAUCAUAUUAGCAGCCCUGCAGAGGAGCAUGGGGCUUCAGGAUAGCAUUCAGGUUUGAACUCCUGGUGUGUGCCUUGUGUCUUCAGGGUCUGUACCUGAAUGUGUGAUUCUUUGUGAAUCUGUGUGUUGAGACAUUGAAGGCAGGGGUAGAACGGGAUAAGCUGGUGGGCUGGGUUUCUGUGUUGCACUGUGUUUGCAAUCAGUGGUGGUGCAUUUGCUACCACUGGGACUGAAGAGGAAUCCUGGGUGAUGCUUUGCACAGGGCAAAAGGGCUGAGUGCAAAAGCUACCCCAAGGAUGUUCACCUGGCACCUUCACAACAUCUUUAUGUGUUAGGCAAAGACAUUCUCAGGCCUUUAAUCUAUGGCCUUUUAAACUGAGGGCAUGUAUAGUUUUUGUUCAUUAUUAUGGUAUGUAUUGUUGUAAACUGCCCUUUGAACUUCGGAUGAAGGGCAGUAUAGAAAUUUAAUAAAUUCUUAUUAUAAUUAAAGAGUGUUAAUGGGAAACCACAAGGGUACUAUUUAUAUGUAGGUAUAGGGUGUGAGCAGGCAUGAAGCUGGAAAAAAAAGCAUCAAAUGGUGUAGAUUGCAAGGGAACAUAUUUGUAUGCGCAGCAAUGUUUGUGUUCGCGUGCCUGUAUAAUAUGUAUUUGUACGUCGUCGUAUCAUGUUGGGUCUGAAGGUCACAAACAGUCAAAUUAGAUUGUGUCUCAGAGGACUAGUUAAGCAUGCUUUUUGUGUUGGGAUGAAUGAUGGAGCUGCGUCAGUGGGAAGCCAUGUUCUGUUUUAAGCUGUGGUUUAAAAGGCAUCCUGUUAUAUGACACGACAAGACCACCCACCCAAAACCAUGUCCGUUUUACAUGUGAAGAGAUAUAGCCUUUUGUGGGCUGCUCAACUUCAAAGGCAAUGUUCAGGUGUCAAGUGCCUUAAAUAUAGUUACUGAAAGGGCUGUUAUUUCCAGGACUCUUAAUGUCUCUGAGUCGAUGGUCAGGGUGCAAUGGCUGACCACAGCCACAAAUAGGAACCCAAGAGCAUCAGCUUGUUUGCUUGCUUAGUUGCAGGGGGGGAAAUCAGAUCAACACUGUGAUACUGGACUCCUCAGCUUUGCUUAGGAGUGCCUGCAUGUUUAUGUGCACGGUGGAUUUAUAUUAUUUACAUUCCGCCUUUCAAUCCUAAUAUCCCAUAACCAAUUAAAUUAAACAAUCAACCUAUUUAAUAAAUGAUCAAAAAUACAAAGAAUGAAGGAGGGAACCACAAAUUUUUUAGGGGGUUGAUUCUCUCUGUUGUCUUUUUAAAAAGUCAUACUAAAAGCCACCAAUCACCUCCCGUUCCUCAAAUUUAAUCCUCUUCAAAAAGACACUACCAAGUUGUUACAUAUCCUAGACAGGAUUUGGCUGUAACAGGUUCUUUUUUCACAAGCUGUUCAACACGGGGAGCUGAUGUUUGGAAGGGUCAGGCAAAGAUUAGCUCCAAGGCAGCUGCCUUUCCUGUGUUCCCUUGCCAAUAUACUUGGAACCAUUCGACUGAAUCACUUUGAAGGGUGCAUGCCUUCUUCCUAACAUUGUAGUGCCUUAUCCAUUUCUUAGAAAGUGUAUCUAGAAAUACUAAAUCAAUGCUACUGCAUGUUUCAAAGCAACUUCUCUCUAUCUUUGUGCAUAUGCACAGCACUUGUGUUAUCAUGCUGUCUUCCACAAGUUGUGCUUUUACAUACAUGCCUGCAUGUGAUGAACUGUCAGUGAUUAUAUGGGCCAAAGUGAGACUCUCUUACCUUGAUAUGUUUGGAAGAGUGAUACUGCUACCACGCAUUAGCAGUGUUCCCUUAGGGUUUGACAAAGGGCCAAAUGUGCCCUUUCCCUUCAAAAGUAACAGCUGUAGGAGGCUCCCAAGCAGGAUCAGGAUUCCAGGAUAUGGCAAUGACAACUGGGGUGCGAUUUAACCCUUCUCGGUGGGUCUGCAGCACAGUGGAGAAGAACUAGCAUGCCACCCUGUGCCAUGGUCCUGCUCCUGUUUGGUUCCCUAUGACUGCCAUUUUUAAAGAAGGAAAAGGGACACAAUUUUAAAAAAUCACACAUUUUACAUAUUGUCUAGUUUGACCUAAAGUCUUCCUGGCUGACAUUUCAUGAUGUCUCUCCUUGCAGGAGAGUCUAGCACCAUUGUUGCUCCCUAUGUGCCCGGAGGUGUGAGUGAUGGGCAAUGGCAUACAGUGCAGCUUCACUAUUACAACAAGGUAGGUGCUAGCACCUUUGGCUUUCUGCCAUUGUGAUUAUUUUGUUAACCUGGUUCUGUCUUCCUCUGCAGUUCUUUUCCACGUGCCAUGGAUUUUAAGGGGAAAUAUGAUACAGAUUCAUUCUGUCAGAUUUUUCUCUCUGGUCUGAUUUUGUUUCUUGUACUUUUUUUUUUACCUGGCUAACUGCUGCCCCACCCAGCAAACCACUUCUUCGUAUCAAAUACGCUGGCUUUAAAAAAAUGUGAAUUGCAUUAGCAGGGGUGUAGUGCUGAUAAUUAAUGGGAUCAGACCAGGAAUGGAGAGGUAGUUGAACACUUUCCUUCUGGAGAGGGAAAUUAGCCUAGUUGCAGUCUUGAGAAAAAAACCCUCUGUUCUGAAAAUGGUCUUUGCUUUGCAGCAAAUUUUCCCUCUAAUGCUAACCAUUGCUUCGAAGGAAGGAUUUUCUGCAGACAUGCGUCGGGAGGGUUACAUUAAAUAAGAAUCUGAUAUUCUUUGUCCCUUGCUAGUUUUCUAUCUGCAGGGAUUCUGCUCCCCACCCCACCCACAUCUUGCAUUCUGACUUGUCUUUUUUUUCGGAAUGUUUCAUUGGAACAUUAAUGAAUUGAGAAUAAGGCAAUGUGGCUAUUUUGUUUGGGUGAUGCCUGCUUAGUCCUUGCUUUAUCAUUUCAGCCCAAGAUCAGCUCCCUGGGCUCUGUGCAGGGACCUUCCAAAGAAAAAGUGGCCAUUCUGAUGGUGGACAAAUGUGAUGCAUCUGUGGCACUGCAGUUCGGCAAUGAGAUUGGGAACUACUCCUGUGCAGCAGAGGGGGUGCAGUCCAGUUCCAAAAAGUGAGUGCUUCCCACUUGCAGCUAGACCAGAAAUGUGCUGCCCACUCUUCAAAGAGCUAAGUAGAAACACCUUUCCUUAACACACACACACACCCCGCCCCAAUGCAGUCAAAGCUCCCUCUCCACUUCAUGCUCAAGUUGGGAAUGAGAAGCUUGGAGUGUGGUCACAUGAUUUAUAAUAAGCCACACCCUACUGCAGUGUGAGCGGGAGUCUCACAGUUACCCAUACAGACUGCUCUGUGCCAUUGUCUCUCUCUGGGUUUUUGCCUGCCUCCCCAUCCCACAGCUACAGAGGCAGCUGUAGUUUUUAUUACUCAGCUCUGUAUCCUAUAUAGGAGCAAUGGUUAACCUGUGACCCUCCAUAUGUAGUUGGACUCCAACUCCCUUCAACCCCGACCAGCCAGCAUAACACCCACCAGCCAGUGUGGUGUAGUGAUAAGAGUGUCAGACUAGGGCCUGGGAGACCAGGGUUCAAAUCCCUACUCUGCCAUGAAGCUCACUGGGCGACCUCGGGCCAGCCACUGCCUCUCAGCCUAAUCCACCUCAUAGGUCUGUUGUGGGGAUUAAUUGAGGAGGGGGAGAACCAUGUAUGUCAUCUUGAGCUCCUGGAAGGAAACAGUUGGAUAGAAAUCAAUAAACAAUAAAUAAAUAGUCAAUUGUCAGGGAUGCUGGGAGUUGUAGUCCAGGAACAUCUGGAGGGCACAACUUUGGCUACCCUGAUACACACACAUGCACACAUGCUGUCUAAUGCCAAAAUAGACUUUUACAAAACCAAAGAAAUACAAAUAUCCAUAAUUAAAAUGCACAAUAAAGCAGUACCUUUAGAACAGUGUAGCAAUUGCAAGCAGGAGCCUCGGGCAAUCCUCUGGACACCCUACUUGUCAGGUCCACUGCACUUGCCUGUGUGUGAUGGCUCAGACUGGCUAGAAAGCAUUGCAUGUGCACAAAGCAGUCCAGAGCUUCGAUCCAGGCAAGGGAAAUAUUAGCUUUUCGUUUUGCGAAUUUUGUUUUGCUUGUGGCUGUUUCUGUGUGACUAAGUCAUGCAUCAGAAGUCACCUCCAGAAAGGGGGCCGAGAGAGGAAAGUGGGGAGUUGAGGAUAGCAGGGCAAAAAUGGAAUGGGGGUUAAGGAAAGGGUGGGAAGAGGGGAAGUGGAGAUUGCAAACGCACUGAAAGGCAGAGAAAGUUAGAAGCAAAUAGGAAUGAAUUACAAGGAAAGAAGAUAGUCCUUAUACUGGACUAGGGACACACACACACACACUACAUGCAAGCCUCUACUCAAAAGAAGAGCUGGAUAUAAUGAAAAAUAGAUGCAAGGGAAUGGGACAUGAGAAAAGUUUGAACAUGACUUCUGAAAUAACAAGAGGCCUUGGAGUGUCUGUUUGGGAAAGAACACUGUCGAAGACUUUAUACAAGUCAAGCUUCAUUUUAAGGAUUUUCCUUAGUUGGGAUUAGUGUAUUGUGUUUGUUUGUGAGUGUCAGAAUCGGUCAUGGGUCUCAGGUAAUCAUUCAACAGCCUUAUUUGCAUUGGCUCUUGGAUGCUAACACUUGCUUUUCAGUGAACCGAAUGAAAUGGUGGGCGUGUAAAGGUUUUUUAUCAAUGACUUUCAUUAAGAAAACCCCCAAAUUUCCCACUACACCGGCCUUUCUCAUGGUGUUCUUCAGAAUGUCUAAGACCAUUGAACACAAAUUGGUCUACCCUUUAACAAUCUUGUAACACACAAAAUCAGGGGUGGUUAAUUCAGUGUCUAGAGGUCUUCCUGUCAUUUCAGUUCACGUAUACAAAGUAGGGAUGAAAAUUAAAAUUGUGAGUGGUAACUAUUCUGUAGUAAGGACAACUAUGAUAGCUUCAUUUUAUUUAUAUAUUUAUUUUCCACCGCUUGAUACCAAACUAGGCUUCUGUGUAGUUUAUAUAGCAUGUUUUGAAUGUUCCGAGCACUAAUUGUAUGUCAUCUCAGUAAUGCUUACAGCAACCUUGCAAGGUAGGUUGAUAUUACAUACUGUUUGUCAAAGUUAUAAUGGCAAGACCCUAGAGGACUCUAUAUGCUAAAUAUCUAACAGCAUCAAUGAGAGUGUGGGCUGGUGGGAUGACUUUCAUUUUUUCUUCCUUCCUUGUGGUGAUACGUGGAAGAUCUGGUGUCCCACCACAGUCUUGGCUGCCAAUGGCUUGUCCUAAAUCCUGCAUGCUUGGCUCAGGGAGGGUGGGACUACCUGAACAGUAUGGCUGCAUUUAAUGUCAAAACGCCUGUGCACGGGGCUUCUGCAUUUCCCUGAUCUGUAGAUUAAGCAAAACGCUUGUCCCCUUUCCCAUUAUACUCCCAUUUCUAGCUUAAAGGUAACCUUUCGGAAAGCUGACCCGCAGCAAAUACCACUUACGGGCCUUUUCUUCCUCCAGAUCGCUGGACCUCACUGGGCCUUUGCUCCUUGGAGGGGUCCCCAAUCUGCCUGAGAACUUUCCAGUGGAGCACAGGGAGUUUGUGGGGUGCAUGAGAGAUCUGUACAUUGACAGUAAACGCAUUGACCUGGCUUCCUACAUUGCAAACAAUGGGACCGCAACAGGUAAUGUCAGCUGCUUAACCAUGGAUGGCUCUCCCAAGCCAUGGCUCAUUCCUCAACCAUAUCAUCCUUGCCUUCCAUUGCAGUGUUGCAAAGAGCUUGGCUAUAGCUGGCUUGAUGUUCAGUGAACCAGGCCGUUGUUUUAAUUAUACCAAAGGCUGCACCAGUACCAGCUGGCCCUCUCUUUUGUAGCUCUGGCAAGACUCCUGGAAGAAGAGAGGUUCAGCCCUGUAUGUUUAUUGGCCCUUUGUUUUAUCUAACGAACAUGCAUGACCAUUUGGCUGACGCUACGAUUGUAAUACUAAUAAGGGCACCUCUGCUUUCUCAUUGCCUGGGCAGGACGUGGGCCAGACCCAAACCACUGACCUAAUGGGAAAGGCUCUGUAUCCUCAGGUCACCAUCCCAAAUCAGUCUUUCCCACUGUGGAUUUCUUGGGGACUUCAUACUUGUUGUGCUUAACCAGAAAGGCAUUUCCAGAGGGAAAGGUGAGACUUGGAGAGGACCAUUCUUGGUGUCUGCUGCAGCUUCCAGACAUUAUGAAGAAAGGCAGUGCUUGAAGGACUGAAUGAGGAAAUUGAUGGCAUCGGGAGAUGUUCCUGCCUAUUGUUAAUGUUCAACAUUGAGGGCCUGUUAUCAUAGUUUAGGAAAGUUGGGAGUUGAAGCCAAAGAAGAAGCUAUUCCAAGUAACAUCCUUUGUCUUCACUUGUGCUGUCCAUCUGCAAUGUCCCCAGGUUGCCAUGCCAAGCACUCCUUCUGUGAUUCCAACCCCUGCAAGAACAGUGGCACCUGCACUGUGGGCUGGUCUUCCUUCUCCUGUGAAUGCCCAGUAGGCUUUGGAGGCAAGGAGUGCAGGCAUGGUGAGUGUAACUUGGUGAAAUAUUCAGGAGGCACGUGGAAGGGGUGGCCGGGACUGUCAUGGGAGUGCCAGCCAGGAGGUAUGGUCAAAACGAAACGCAACACUUCAGCCUUGGAAAGGUUCUGUUGGAAGGGGGUGUGAGUUCCCAAGGAAAGUCAGGCAAAACUGAUAGUACGUUUUGUAUUCAGUGUCAAAACAUGCUGCCUUAUAGAGCACAUAUGUAUAUCUAAAUUGUGACUUUUCCCUUUAAACUGCAUGUGAAUGGUGGUCAGGAAAGAAUCAGGCAUCAGUUUUGAGGAUGUUGAAGAGAAAAGCACAAUUUCACAGAGGAACAUAGGCUUGACUGAGUCAGGCCAUUGGCCCAUCUUGCUCAGUAUUAUCUCACUGACUGGCAGCAACCGUUCAGGAUUUCAGACCAAGGUCUCUCCCAGCCCAACUUGGAGAUGCAUGGGAUUGAACCUACAUGCAAAGCACGUGCUCUAACACUUACCUAAAAAAAAAAAAAAAAGCCAGCCCUCAAAUGUUUUUUUCAGUCUGUAGAAUCAUUGAAAUUUGCAGUUCUCAAGUGUUUGGCCCAGACCUGCUAAACCUGCCAUCUGGUCAUGUUGCUUGCCUUCCUUCUGCACAGUGUGUCCACUCCUCGGCAUUUUAAGUGAGAUUAAACUUCCAGCUCCUCUCCUCAGGCCCAAUCCAGGGGCAUUUCCUUGGCACAAAAUGGCACAAAAGUCAUUGGAGUGAAGGAAGCAAGGGGGGCUUUGGGGCAUCUCCCGUCACAAGUUUCAUCACACUGUUCUGAUCUCCAGCAUCUGUUCUGAUGCUCCUCUUUUCUUUUCCAGCCAUGCAUCACCCUCACCAUUUCCGUGGCAACAGCAUCCUUUUCUGGGACUUCAAGAAUGAAGUGAAGAUCUCCACCCCCUGGUAUAUGGGCCUGGCAUUCCGGACACGCAAACUGAACGGAGUGCUGCUUCAGGCCCAUGCUGGCCAGUACACCACCAUACUCUGCCAGGUACCGUUCCCAGUACCCACAAGCCUAUCAUCUGCUUCCACUCUGUGCUGUGAGCAUUGUGACAGGUAUUCAUUCCACUCAAAGCUGUAAAACCAAAGCUCAUCUAGCUCAGGGGCUGACUGUGACCCUCCACACUCCAGGCCUCUCUGGCCUUUGGAGAUCUCCCUUGGAUCCAUCUCUUACCAGCCUCACUCUGAGCUUUCUUGGGUCUUGUUCCCUGGGUAGAAUUUGCUCCAUUCUAACAUUGCCCUUUCUUUAGCUGGACUCCGGCCUGCUCUCCUUCAUGGUGAACAGGGGCUCUGGACGCACCACCAAGCUCCUCCUGGAUCAGAUGCACUUGAAUGAUGGGACGUGGCACGACCUCCAGCUACAGCUACAGGACGUCCGGAGUGGUCGAGACACACGUUACAUCAUCACCCUCAAUCUGGACUUUGGCUCUUACCAGGUGAGCCCUGAAGGUGGGGGCACAUUAUCCCCAAAUGAUCCACAUUUUGUGAGUCUUCACAUUUUGUAAGGAACACUUUUGAGUGUUCCUUAACAGAACCUUGUUGCCUGCUUCCUUCUCUCUCUCCCUCUCUCUCUAUAUAUAUGACCAAUACUAAUGGUCUCUUCCAGCCUUGUAACUGAGAGCUUCUUUUUAGAACAUGUAGAGAACAUGUAAAGUAUGAAAUUGCUAUUGGUUGGGUUUCUUUUCUCAGGACACUGUAGUUGUUGGAAAUGAGCUACAUGGCCUGAAAGUGAAGCAUCUCCAUGUUGGGGGAAUCCUGGAGUCUGGUAAAGUGCAUCACGGUUUGGAGGGUUGCAUCCAGGUAAGUCCCGGCAGUUUUCCAAAUGUCAAACCUUCUCCGUUUUGAUUCUGUGACAGGCAGUUUUCACAAAUGGGAGAUUUAAGAAAACAAAGAAACGCAAAGGUCACAUCCGUACCAUACGUUAAAGCAUCACUAUACCACUUUUAACAGUCACGGAGAAUCUUGGGGACCUUCAUUGGUUAAGGGUGCUGGAAAUUGAGUAUUUGGGAGUUCAGCAUCCUUAACAAACUACAGCUCCCAGGGUUCUUUGGGGGAAGCCAUGACUGUUAAAGUGGUAUAAGAGUGCUUUAAAUCUAUAGUACAGAUGUGACACAAGCCACAGAUUUUUUCCCUUGCAGGGACUGCCACUCUUUGUGGGCAGAAGUGGUGGGGCGGCUUUCUAUAGGACACCUGAACAGUUGGUAAUAAGGGAAGAGAAAACAUCAGGGAAGCUUGGCAAUUUUAUAAAAGAGUCGCUACUACUUGAGAGGCUGGCCAAAUGGUCCAUUGGCUUUCCUAAAGAGAUCCUGUAUAAUGCCCCUUUCACUUGGCUUUCAGGGAGUACGCCUGGGUGACACAGCCACGGGGAUGUCAUUACCCAAGCCCAGCAGCGCUCUGAACGUGGAAGCAGGAUGUACUGUGCCCAACCCUUGUGACUCCAACCCUUGCCCUGCCAACAGUCUGUGCCAGGACAAGUGGCAAAGCUACACUUGCGUCUGCCAGCCAGGUAGGAGAUGCACAACCCUAACCCCAACCCCAACCCCAACCCUAACCCUAACCCUAACCCUAACCCUAACCCAAACCCUAACCCUAACCCAGCCAAGUAGGAGAUGCACAAGCAACACAGAUCCUUCACUUGCCCAUGAUUUUCACAAGCUGCCCAGUCAUUCUGUGUGUGUGGAGGUGGGGGUGUCCUCAGUUCAGUGAUCAAAUAAGCCAAAUUUUUCAGCCAAAGGUGUGUAAAUCAAGCAGAUUUGCACAAUCCCUAUACCUCAAUCAUAGCCUUUGGCUUCUUCUGUUGCAGGAUUUUCUUUUUGGAUGGGUGGGUGUAAGAGAGAAUUGAUAAGGGCUUGGCACUGCAAUCCACUCCACCUUAAUAAACUCGCUGGGUUCAGUUAGAACAUUACUUCUAACCUGUCCUUCCAGGUUACUAUGGUGCCAACUGCGUUGACGCCUGUCAUCUGAACCCCUGCAAGAACAAGUCAGUGUGUCGGCGGAAGCCUGGGGCUCCCCAUGGCUAUGUCUGCGAAUGUGGAGAGAAUCACUUUGGGCAAUAUUGUGAGCACAGGUGAGAUCCAGGACUGCUCCCGUACUUCUCAACAUCCUAUGGGCCUAGGUAAAGCUCUUUUCCCUAUUCAUUUGGUUUCCUCCACUCCAGUCUUUAACAGAUAGGCCACUGAGGAGAAAAACCAGAGAAUUUCGUUCUUUGUGCAUCCAUUUGUUCCUCCCAUUAGAGUUGAUUAGCAGCUUACUUUGGACAUGGCUAAUUAGCAGUGAGGUGAUCUGAGCGUAUCAGUGUGAGAUGGGGCAGGCCUGCACAAUUCGUGACCCACCAAGGCAGGUGGCCGGCAGCCCCUACCCUCAUUUAUGCAAUUUGGGGAAGAGAGGAAAACCAAGAAGGCGAUCAAGCUGCUGGAAGACUGAUAAAGAUGGCUGUUGUGCUGUGCUGGGUGUAUAACAUCAGGGAUCCAUCUGACUUUCCCCCCUGCAGGAUGGAUCAGCAGUGCCCCAAGGGAUGGUGGGGGAAUCCAACAUGUGGGCCCUGCAACUGCGAUGCGGCCAAAGGAUUUGACCCAGACUGUAAUAAGACCAAUGGGCAAUGUCGCUGUAAGGUAAGAAAACUGAGUUUUCUUUCUCUCUGUGAAAUGUUUUGGGGCUCUGCUCCCCUUAGGAUCUGAGGAAGCAUUUGACUCACUUUGCCCACCACCCACAAUAUAGCCUUUCAACCCUCUCCAAUGUCAUAAUGCUUGCACCGAGCUAUGGGAAUGUAAACCUCACCUUGAUAUUCAUUCUCAUGCAUUUCCAGUUUUCGUUCUCAGGUCUCUUGACCCAGUGCAGCAUAGCGGUUAGAGUCUUGGACUCGGACCUGAGAUGACCAGGGUUCAAAUCCCUGCUCAGCCAUGAAGCUCCCUGAGUGAUCUUAGCCUGGUCAAUCUCACUCAGUCUAGCCUAGCUCGCAGGAUUGUUGCGAAGAUAAAUGGGUAGUGGGAGGAAUCACAAGAACCAUGUAUACCAACCUUGAGCCUCUUGGAGGAAAGGUGGGAAAUAAACCAAUAAAAAUUGUGUGAUUGCUGGGAUAGUAGAGUAUGAGACUCUUCAUCGCGGGGUCCUGGGUUUGAGCCACACAUUGGACAAAAGUUUCCUGCAUUGCAGGAGGUUGGACUGGACGACCCUUGAGGUCCCUUCCAUUUCUAUGUUUCUAUGCACCACCUGGCAAGAGUCCUCCAUUUCCUUCUCUCAAUACCUGUGCCUGCCUGCCUUCUUGCCUGUUAUCAGCACGUCACUCCUUGACCCAAACCCAAUGCUACAGGCUAAGGAAUAGUGCUUGAACCAGGAUAGAGAUUGUUUAAGGAACCGAGAAGCUGCUGUUCUCUCUGGCGCUUCCUAGGCAUGGUGGAUUGGGAAGACCCUGCAUCAUCAGAUGGCCAAAAGCACUUUGGGAGCACUGGAAUGGAGGGCUGGCACAGUGCUGCCAAUCCCACCCCCCUACUAACACCCACUUGUGCAGCCAAGUUUGGCUUUCACUCAAAAGCAGCUGCCAAGGGCAGGGCAGGGCCCAGCAGCAGAGCUGGAUCAGGUCAGCAAAGGAACCUUCUGAGCCCCUGGGACCCUGAACCAGUGUCCCCAAGCUGACUGGCUGCCAGUACCAGGCCUGGGAGGCAGGAACAGCUUAUGUGUUUCUGCAACUUGGGUCUCCAGCUAUUGUUGGACUACAACUCCCAUCACCCCUGAUCACUAGCUAGCAGGACUAUUGGGAUGAUGAGAGUUGUAGUCCAACAACAGCCAGGGACCCAAGUUGGAGAAACACUGUAUUGAAUCUCCCUGUUCUGACUGACCGGCUGGACUGGGCUGGGCCAGGCUCUGCUUUCUGCUGCCCUAACAGUGCUCCUCUCUUUGUCCCACCAGGCCCUGCUCCCUUUCUCCUGCUUGUUUCGUUGGGCUCCCUUAUGUUGGCCCUCCCUUCUUUCCCACAGUUUGCCCUUCACUCCCUCUGCUGCCCCCUCCUCCUCCUGCGACCCGGCUCUCUAACCGCCUCCCCUGCCCCUCUCCCUUCUCCCCGCAGGAGUUCCACUACUGCCCCAAAGGGAGCAACACUUGCCUCCCCUGUGACUGCUACCCCAUCGGCUCCUCCUCCCGUUCCUGUGACCAGGAAGUGGGCCAGUGCCACUGCAGGCCUGGCGUGAUUGGCCGGCAGUGCAACAGCUGCGACAGCCCUUUUGCCGAGGUGACACCCAGCGGGUGCCAGGGUGAGUAGGCGUCCACGUUUCUAAACAGUUCUGAGGGAGCCUCUCAUCUCCACCUGUAGCUGCCCAUUCCCCAGAGCUGGGCUUGCUCUGCCCGUUUUUGCUUCUGGCCCUUCAGGAAGUCCAAAUAAAUACGUUCAGGUGAACGUAAUAGCCGAUUUGAGAGGAAUAGUCAUUUUCCCCAAUUUUUGGAAGGGGGGAUAUAUCUCUCCUCUCAUUCGCCAAUGGCUUUGUCGUAAGUUGAUGGAAGAGUAAACUCAGGAUGCUUUAAGAGGGGUUCUUCAUGAGAGCAGCUUCAGCACUGAAACUUCAUGAAAGAUGGCAGCUUAAGCUGAAAGACAAGCAAUUCACAGUACAGGCAACAUAGAAAAAAUCUGAACUGGAUCAGUACAUUUCUUGUUUCAGGACUAAAUGCAAAUCAUCUCGUUCCCAAUGAGCCAACCUUCCCACCUUUAUUCAUUCCAUAUUUUAACAUAAUUAGUUAGCAUGACCAUAUUUGAGACAUUUAUCCGUCAUAGAGGCUUCCUGGUCGCUGCUGCUCAAGUACUAUAUGAAAUUCUUUCUGCAGAACACAGCUCUACACAGAUUCUGUAUCACACAACUCGGGUCUAUGCUGCAAAGGAUUUGGAAGUUGCCCCUCUGGGUGCCUUCAGCAGUUCACAGCCUAAUAUUUCUUUAAUGAGUUGUAUCAUCCCCCACAGUAAUUUUAGAUUUUUCUCACAAUGCCACUGUAUGCGUAUAAAAUCUGCUGCCUCUGUAGUUUUGUGCUCUAGGUUCCUUUUUUUGUGCUUUAUAAGCUAUUAAAUACCAUUGAAAAUUGAAAUUUCAUUUUAGACAAUGUUAUAUUUUAUUCGAUGUGUUUUGAGAGUUCUUCAAAGGCCUCCCUGUCUUCAAUCAAGGCAUUGUAUGGAAUAAAACCCCUACCUUAGAUUCCCUGUGACUUAUGUUUCUGUGUUUGGCUUCACAGUGCUCUACGAUGCAUGUCCUAAAUCUUUGAAAUCUGGGGUGUGGUGGCCUCAAACCAAGUUCGGCUUGACAGCUGUGGUGCCUUGUCCCAAAGGUUCACUGGGUAAGUGUUUCCACUUGCAGGGCGAUGACUUUAUGGACAGAUUGGAUCUGUCCUGUUUGGUUUCAGCAGACCCAAGUCACUGCUAGUCCCCCUUCUAAGUCAUAUCUUUUCUGUCUUCUUUUUUCCAACACUGUCCUAGCUGAUUUCUGUGAGCCAUUGUCAUCAAUAAGAUUUUGAAGAAAUUGGGCCUUCUGAAGUAGGCUCAAAGAUGUUUGUUGUCCUGGCAAUAGACUAUUUCUGACAGUAAAUAGAAAUGUGUUGGUGAUGCUGCCAGGGUUCAGGAUUUUUCAGUUGGAAGGGACCUUUGGAGAUCCUCCAGCCCAAUCACCCACCCCUGGCUCAGUGCAGAAAUCUCCAUAGCAUCCCCAUCAAGCUGAUUUGUAAAUAUAUUGAUGGUGCUUUUAACAUGUGGUGCUUGUUUUGCAUUAUCUUAGCCUUCUUAUUGCUGUGCUUUCCUUUGUACUUUUGUUGCUGUUCUAGUGUUUUUUACUGCCUUUGAAUUCUUGAUCGCCACUGGGUGGAAAGGUGAGAAAUGUAGAGUGGAAUUCAAAGAGGUGCUAAGGAGAUCACUAGUCAGUGCAAGCAUUUCUGCUUGCCUUACAGAACAAUCUCUCCUCUCCCCCCCCCCAUGUGCUGCUUUGAGGGGGCCAAAUUGGGGGUGCAUGGGUGGCACAGGGGAGAAGAGAGGGAGGAAGCCCCAUUGCACUAGCACAACUAUUUAUCUGAUCAACAAAUAAAUACUUCCAGCAAAUGAGAGCCAAUCAUCUCCUGGGGCAACCUGUCCACUAAGAAGCUCUUACCACUAGGAGGUUUCUCCUCAAGUUUAAUCUGAAAUGUGCUACCCUUCUAUUCUCACCUAUUAGUUCUAGCACUGCCUUGUACUACUGCCGUCCUUAGUGGGGGAGUGGGUUGCAGGGCAUUGGGCAGUCCCAUCCAUUCCCACAUAUAGAUGCUCUGAUCAAGGCACAGCAUUUGACAGAAUGAUUUGGGGAAGUGUUGGCUUUUAGGCUCAAGGAGAUGGGUUGCCUUGGAAUGUUUACAGAUGGGGGGGGGGGAGUCGCACCGUUGUUUUGUUUAAGCCAUUGCUUGCUUCAAUCCAAAUAUACUCUUUGGAUAAGUUUUGUGUUACAUAUAAGUUUUGUGGUAAAUACACUUUUUGGAUAAGUUUUGAGGAUCGAUACACAUACAGGAGUGGGAACCUUCUGCACAGUUGCCUUUCAGCAGAGACUCUGUCCUGGGAAACUCACAGUGCAUUAGCAUUGCUUUAGAACUUUUAAUGUUGUCCCUUUUCUCUACGUUUCUUUCUCUUCCACCUGUGCAGGUUUGCGGGGUGCAGGUAAGGCCUAUUGCUGUCUCUUUUCCUCCCCUCACCUGCUUUAUAAGGGCUGCUUUGUGUGGCUUCUCCAUUCCCUGCUUCCUGCUUGAGACACCGCUGGACCCCACACUUUCCCCAUCAGCUGCAAGGGCUGCUGGCACUAUCGUUCUUGCCUUGCUUGGCCCUGAUUUCCUUGUAAUCCUGCCUGAACCUUCAGCUUCUUUGCCUUUCACCAGACACUAACCUGCAGAAAAUGGCCUGCAAUUCCCCCUUUUUAUUUCCUCCCACUCCCUCUGUGCUUGUAUAACCUGCUUCCGCUUCUGCUUACUGCCUUGAUGUUCUCUUAGGAAUUAUGAGCAAUUCCUCAACCAUCCCUACCAACCAAUGAGCCCUGAAACUGAGAGGUGGAAUGCCAGCACAGCCAAUGGUGUAGACUGUGCCUGGUUUCCACCUCUCAGUUUCAGGACAUCAUAAUAAUAAUAAUAAUAAUAAUAAUAAUAAUGGUGAUGGUGGUGAUGAUGAUGAUGAUGAUGAUGGAGCACGUGUUGGCAAAAGCUAGUAUGAACAUAAGAAAUCGGCUUGGUUGUUGCCUGUUGUGUUGGCUUUCUUGCUUUCUGCUAAUUAUUGUCUUGGCCAUGCCACAUGUUUUACCAAGUGUGCUCUCAGCAAGGAGAUGCAGCCAGUCCUGGCUCACUGGAUGAAGAUACAUAAAUACACAUGUUUGCAGACCCUCAGUUGCUGCAUUCACCCUUCACAUUUUUAGGUAUACGCCAGUGGAGGCUGGUCCAUUGGGCAGAUGGGGCACAACCCCACCAAACUUUGCCUGCCCUUAGCCAGCCCCCACGUACUUGCCUCCUUACUUACAACUAGUUUAGGUGGUGGCACUGGCUGUCAGCAUGCUCCUCCUUAGUCUCAGUUUUGCUCUUGUAGAAUUCAGCAAGGUGGAGGAUGAUAGGGACAAAAUCAGAGCAGACUCCAUCUUUCAUUGGCUGUGGUUCCCUGUAGUGUUGCCUCCUUGCUUUCCACCCUAUCCAUCCCAAUGGGCACCAGCCUCCAUCUGUGUCUGCUUAAAUGUCUUAGGUGCACAUCUCCAAAAGCAGCCCAGGGUGCCACUUUCUAAUAAAAAGGAAAGAAGGGCAUUGAAUUGUGCAAUAAGAGGGUUGGCUGCAUGCAGACUUAUCUUCACGUGCAACAUUUUCUACUGUGGAGUAAGCUCAGUUUCUACCCCACCUUGUAACACCACAUGUACAAUCUUUGGAUUCUAGUUCUUGUGCUUCAGGCAGGCCAACUUUCUUGCUAUUGUUGUUUAACCUCAAGAGCCUUGCAUGAUUAACUGCUCAAACCUUUUCCUUGAUGCUUCCCCUCAGUUUUUUACAGGUAGUUUUUUUACACUGCUCUGUGAAGGGGCUGGGGACUGGCACAAGGGCCAGACAUUCAUCGCUGUAAUUCUGGACCGCUGGACCAGCUGAGCAACAUAGAUCUGCAGGGCUCAUGAUAUCCUAGCCCUUCAAAAGGACUUUCCCAGACUUUCUCCCUGACAGCGUUUAACAAAAAGUGUGGAGGAUUGAGCCUAGAAACUUGAGCUAGCAGAAUGGGUAGCCUUCCACUGUGGAAGCUUUAGCAACUGCCUGGGGCAUCUCAGUUGACUGGACUGUGGACACUCUAUUCAACACAGGAGAUCUCAGCUCAGAUAUACUUGCUAAGGAGCAGCAUUUGUUUGCCUCCAGCAUUGAUUUAUGUAAUCCUGGCCCUGCCAUAACUUCAUUUCCCCUCCCCAUUUGUAAAGCAGCAAAGAUGACAGAUUCACCUGCCAUGCUUUUGAACUAUUAGAGAUCACAGCUGUUGUUACUUUGCUGAUGUCUUUCCCAUUCAGGUCAUUGCUGAACACACUUCUAGUGCCACCGGUGAGGAUGGCAGAUGGCGCAGGUCAUGCUGAUAAUGGUGUCAGUGCUGUUUGUGAUAUGGAAUAUCACAAUAUCACUACCAAUAUCUAUACAGAAGUGAUAUAGAUAUCUAGUGGGAGCAUUAAGACGCCCUUAAUGCUCCCACUAGAUAUCUAUAUCACUUCUGUAUAGAUAUUGGUAGUGUGGGCCUUCUGGCUUUUUGUGAUGCUGGUGACAAUUCAAGUGUUCUAGAAAGCUGCAUGGCUGUGAUUGGUGCCACAAAUGGUGGGACCUUGCGCUCCAGUGCAGUGUUCUGUGACUUAAACACAAUUUGGGACUGUCACAUUUCUUUGACUUGAAACGUCCAAGUCUUUAGCCCUUUGGGUUGCAGAAAAAUUGAAAACAUGCAGGUGGCGUGUCGGGGCUAAGCCAAACGUUAUGUGCAAACAUGUGUGCUUUGCCCCAAACAUACCUCUCCUCCCCUCUGAAAAAUGGCUUGUGAUGUGGAGGAGGUGAUGUGGAGUGGAGAAACAGUGGAGGAAAGAUGGCAUUUUUCUGCUCCAAAUUGUCCAUGUAGCCUCUUCCGUCAUCUUCCGUUUUUGUCUCUCCAAAUUAGACAAUUGCCUGUAACAUCUGAUCUGGCUGUCACUCAUAAUCUAAGAGGAACAUAGAAAACUGCCUUGCUCUGAGUCUAACCUUUGGCCUAUCUAGCUCAGUGUUGUCUGCACUGACAGGAAGCAGCUCCCCAGGAUUUCAGACAGGGGAAUCUCUCGGCUCUACCUGGCAAUGCUGGGAAUUGAACUUGAAAUCCUCUGCAUGCAAAGCAGAUGUCCUACCACUGAGCUGUUGCCUUUUCCCAAAAGAGGUUUAGCGAGGGGUCCCCACCCCCACUUGUCCUGGGUGUGGAUCUUUCAUACUUCACUCAGAUCCUCAUCUCUUCCUUCCUUCUCCCUAUGUUUGUACAUGCCUCCUACCCUCUAGAGUCCUCCCCAAUUUUCCUUAUCAAAUGUGUCACUGUCAAAGAAGCAUCAGUUCUGCAAACAUAAUUGAUAAGGGAAUAAAAUCUUGCCCCAAUCCAGAGAAACCUAGUCAUGCUAAAGUCCCAUACAACUAGUUGGUCAAACUUGCUGGAUGUCUGUAUGAGAACUAGCCCAGUUUUCUUUUUAAAAAAAAUAAAACAAAAAAUUGCAAUCUCGGUUUGGAGAGCAGUUGUCCCUCCCAGUAGCACUUGACAAAUCAUUAUCAUGAUUCAAAACUUCCUCCCCUCGUUUGAUCGGCUCUGUGGGCGUACAGUGAGAGAUGGUUCAUUCUCAGGAGUGCACAAGGCAAAAAAAUAGAAAAGACCGCAUUCAGCCAGAGGCUGAUAAUGAGCUAUGUUAGCUUGACCAAUGAAAUUUUAAUUCUACAUCAGUUCUGAUUUGCUGUAGCUGUGCAUUGAUCCUUCUUUGUGGAGUCGUCUCAAGUGACUCUUACGGUAGUCCAGAAAGUCUUACAAAUCAGAAAUUGUUUUUGAGCUUGAUAAGAGUUUGCACAACAUAAUAUUUACCCCUCUUCUUCAAAAGCUUUUAUCUGUCCAUUCAUGGGAUAACUGAAAUAUCAUGUGAUGUGCUAGAUGCAUGACAGAGAAUCUGCGACUGAUGAGUUCUCCCAGGCCCAGCUUGAAAACAAUUAACCCCAGCAUUGGGGGGGGGGGCUCUCACAAAAUUCAAAUUUGUGAAUGUAAAAUCAGGGUGGUGACCUUAGCAAAGGGUUCAUAGAUGCUAAUGUAGGGUCUGUGCAGCCUCCUCUGAAUCUGUUCCCUCACUGAUGCUGGUGUUCUGUGUUGGUGGUAUUGCCAGUGCUUCGUUCAGUGAGCCUGACCUGGCCUGAUGCUGUUGCCCUGACAAUCUCUUAGUGGGAGGCAGCAGCAACAGCAGGGAAUGUCCUCCUCAGUCACACAUUUAUUAACUUAGGCAUUCUUCCUUCUCUUAGGUGCAGCAGUUCGGCACUGCGAUGAGGAAAGAGGCUGGUUGGAACCCGAUCUCUUCAACUGCACAUCACCUGCCUUUAAGGAGCUCUCAGCAUUGGUAACCCUCUCUGUCUGUCUGUCUCCUGUCUGGGUGGGCUUUGCUUGGCUCACAGUUGUGGUAUUUCUGAGUUGCAUAAGCAACACAGUAUCUGUGCAAAGCCUACGCUGACUGCCCUAGUAUGUCUGCACAGCAGAUAAUCUGUGUUAUGGGCUGCACACAUACAACCUGCUUCAGAAUGAAUGUUGUCAGCACUGCAUGGCUUCUCUCCCAAGUGUUAUGCCUACGUUUAUGCUAAAACAGUGGUUUUCAAACUUUCCUGGCCUGUUUUGUGCAAUGACUCUGAACUCGUUCCUGCAAAAAGCCUGCACCGAAACUGUUGGUUUGAUUCUGCUGACCCACAGCAAAGGUGACAGUGCAAGCAGCGGCUUGUACAGCAAUAACUUCUAAAGCAUAAAGGAUGCUGAGGUCUGACUAAAUUAAGUAGCCCAUUGAGGGCAUUCAAAGUGCAGAACUUCCCCUUAGGGCUGAAACUGACUAGGCCAUAAACUGUGUGCCAUCCAGUCAGAUCAAUCACCACUCAGUUGAGUUGCCUGGAAUUAGAAGAGACAGCUAAUUGAAUGUUAGGAAAGCAGAAUGAGCAGCUUCUGCCCACCCCAUCUCUCUGCAGUGAGACUCCUGCCUCCAUUGUUAUACCAUUAGCCAAAUACUUAGAUGCUUCUACCACCCUAUCAAUAAGAGGGAAUCUGCUCCCAUCACUCUAUAGAAACAAAUGCCUAUAUGCAUCCUGCUUACAUGACAUCAUAUACACCAGGCUUGGUAAAGAAAUUUAGCAUAGGUAGUUUUACCUAAGAUCCAUAUGGCUCUUUCAUAGAGAAAAGCAGGGUGAGGGUGGGGAUAAAGUACAGAAAUGUGAGGACAUAUGUUGGCAAGUGUUAAGGGUUAUAUAUUAUUAAGAGAUAGGGACGCCGGUGGCGCUGUGAUCUAAACCACUGAGCCUCUUGGGCUUGCCAAUCGGAAGGUUGGUGGUUCGAAUCCCCAUGACGGGGUGAGCUCCCAUUGCUCUUUCCCAGCUCCUGCCAACCUAGCAGUUCGAAAGCACACCAGUGCAAGUAGAUAAAUAGGAACCGCUGUGGUUAGAAGGUAUAUGGUGUUUCCAUGCGCUCUGGUUUCUGUCACAGUGUUCCAUUACGCCAGAAGCAGUUUAGUCAUGCUGGCCACUUGACCCAGAAAGCUGUCUGUGGACAAACGCCGGAUCCCUUGGCCUGAAAGUGAGAUGAGCACCACAACCCCAUAGUCGCCUUUGACUGGACCUAACCGUCCAGGGGUCCUUUACCUUUACCUUUUUUAUUGCUUUACCAUAAAAUCCUCUCUCUCUGUCUUUCUGCUUCCUUUCCCCCCAGAGGAUUUAAUAUCAGAACCAUCUGUUAACUAGAUGUUUCUCUUCUCUCAUUCCCUUGUUGACACAGUAAAUGCUAGAAUUUGGUCAUGAACACAGUAGCAGUUUCACCUCUAGCUAGUUCUGUUUCACGGUUUCCAGUGGUCCCUAAUCCCCACCACUUCAUCAGCAACAUCAUAAGAAGCCCCUUUCCUCUCUGUGUGAUUUGUAUCUCUUUAAAAACAGGAGCUAUGUUUCAGUUCCUAGAGGCACUGCAUGGUCCCCCACACACCCACCUCCCUUAUUUUCUGUGUUGGUAGCUGGAAGGUCUGGAAAGGAACGAGACGGAACUGAACACCAUAGAAGCCAAGAAGCUGGCCCACCAACUGCGGGCAGUGACCGAUCAGAUGGAGCGCUACUUCGGCAAUGACGUUCACAUCACCUAUCGCCUUUUGUCCCACCUGAUGGCGUUUGAGAGCAGGCAGCAGGGCUUUGGCCUGACAGCCACCCAGGAUGCCCACUUCAAUGAGGUGAGAGGACUUUUUCUGGUUACUGAGCAUGCUAGGAACAUGGAUGGAGGGGGAUGUAGGCCGCAAGGAAGCUGCUCGCCCGUCCUACUGGCAGGUAGAAUCCUCAAGGAAGUGGGUGGCAGGGGGAGUCGCAGGGCUUAGAUGCUUUUCUCUAAGAAGCUGAUCACAGAAGAUGCUGCCAAAGAAACACAAAACAUAACAGGACAUUUCCUACCUGCUUCACUCAUGCUACAGGGCUUGCUUAUUUGUUUACUUACUAUAUCUCUAGAUUGGGCAGUUUACAAUAAAAAUGAUUUAAGAUAUUUAAAAUGUCUUCAGCAAAGAUGGCUUAGCUGUAGGUAAGGAUGGGGGGAGCAAUUUGAUUCAGUUUGCAUUUCAAGGGGAAUAUACCUAAUCAGCACUUUCCAAAUCAAUACACAAACUGAAAUUCGUACUAGUGCAAAUUUUGCAGUGCAGAAACUCCAGCCAAGUGAGGUGUAUAUACUAGGAUGGAGUUACACUGGACUUCCCCAUUCUGCUUCAUUGGUUAUACUACAAUGCUUCCUCAAUGUUAUUGCAUUAUGUUAUUGCCUUUGAUACCCUUCACCAUGGUGCCCUCCUGCAUCAACUUCUGGGGUAGGUAUCUGAGUACUACAGUGGUUCCUCUUCCACCAGCAUGUUCAAGUCCAGGGGGUAACAUUGGGGAAUGCUCUUUGUACCCGCAGCACAGAGAUUCCAGAGGGCACCAUUUUGUCCCCAGUGUUAUUUAGCAUCUAUAUGAAGCCAUUGGGGGUGGUCAUUAGGAGUUUUGGAGCAAAGUGCCAAGUUUCCACAAGUGCUCUUUUUCUUUCUUUUCACUGUGUGCACCUUAUCUGCGAGCAUUUUCUCACAGCAGCAAUGUUUCUUUCAAACAACCAUUUCAACGGGAUAACUUGUGAAUCUAGAGGCCCUUUAUUUAUUCUCACCUGUUUCGUUUUAUCCAAACCCCCCUUUCCUUUGCGCUGUUUUAUUUAUUUGCACGACUGCCACAUGAGAAAAUAAUCUCCUUAUUUUCUUCGCAACCUUUCCCACGUUUCCCAUUGCCCUUUCUACACAUACUUUUAAUUGGUUCCUGUGUGGUAUACCCAUCUGCUCACGGGCUUAUAGGAAAAGACUCUGAUUAGAAGCAUUUGCUCUUCAAAUAUCCAGCCAUCCCUCCACUGCCCCCUCUUUACCCGGGUCUUCCCUCCACCCCAAAUCCACCUUAUACAACACUUGCAUAAUUCUGAAAUAAAGCCUCUUGCACCUACUGUCUGCAGUUUCCAAAAGCCUCAAAACAAGUCGCCUCUAAUAGAUUAUUGAGGCAGGUGUCUAGACAAGAAGAAGUGCCUGAUUUGAAAAGGCAGUUUAUUAUCUUUCUUCUGUGAUUAGCCUCCCACCUAAAAGAUCCAUGUACCCAUCCAGUUUAAGAUUGAGAUGUCAGGGAUUAAACCUGAGACCAUCUGCAUUAAAAAUACGUGCUCAGCCACGAGAUACAGCCUUUUCCCAUCUGGUCAGCGCCUGGAUGGGAGAUUGCUUGGGAACCAAUGUAUGCUCCCCUGGGCUCCAUCGUGGAAGAAAGGUGGGCUACAAAUGAAAUAAAUGAUUUAAAAGCCAAAUAGUUCUGGAAACUGCAGCCUUCUAAAAGACAGUGUUGUUGUGUCCCACGCGAGUCCUAUUCAGAGCAGAUCUGCUGAAAUUAAUAGACAUGACUUGCUUUGGAUCAUUAAUUUCUUUGUGUCUAUUCUAAGUAGCACUGAGUGGGAUGCAGCCCAUUGUGCGAGGAGUAUUUCUACAUCCUCUGAUGUUCCACCUCUGAUCUUUGCCCUGUAGAACCUGCUGCGGGCCGGCAGCUCGGUGCUGGCCUUAGAUAACCAAGAGCACUGGGAAGCAUUGUUGCAGAACGACCACAGCAGCGCAGGACUGAUGGAACAGCUGAGAGAGUACACGGGCACACUGGCCAGCAACAUGAAACUCACCUACCUCAACCCUGUUGGCGUGGUGACCCCCAAUAUUGGUAAGUAGAAGCACUGCGUGGGGAGGGGAGGUGUUGCUGGAAGGCCGCAAGCAGCUCACUGACCACCCUGAAGAUCUAUAUGAUCUGUGCCACCAUCUGUGAACUCCUGACUUGCAGGCAGCCAUGGGCUUGCUGAGGAUGCAUUGGGUUUCUGGGGUAGAAGCUGGAGUAGCACAGGCUCAAUCAUGGGGGCAAGGCAGCACAGGUGGAGUGGAGUGCUAGAAUGCCACACCAGUGGGAGGUCAGGUGUGAAUGCAUUUCUUGGCCUGCCUUACACUGUUCCUUUUAAGUUUUGUGGGCAAGUGUUGGCAAGCCAUUGGCUUCGUCCCAUGUAGGUGCUUCACUCCUCAUGCAUGCAGAAGUAAUACAGGUAUGUUUUCUGCAGUUGGGCAGGAAACCUCCCAAAGCAGGCCUUCUCUUAACAAACAGAUGCCUAUGACCACAUUGCCCGUGUACAUCUAUUUACUAGAAACCACUGUGGAAAGUAGCUCUGAGAGCAUCAAACAUGCUCCACCAGUAAACAUAAACCAGCAUAUUUGUGCCUUACUUGAUCCUUAUGCAUGUUUUUCCAUCGAAGCUGGAAGCAUCUCUCUGGCCAAGGGGCCCUUUUCAUUUCUCAUCAUUCACUCAGAUAGGCCAACUCAGAGACCUCGUAUCUGCUCCUCUCUCUCUCUCUCUCUCUCUCUCUCUCUCUCUCUCUCUCUCUCUCCCUCCCUCUCUAUGCAGUGCUCAGCAUUGACCGCAUGGAGAACCACACCCACUUCAGGAGGCGUUACCCCCGAUAUCACAGCACCCUCUUCCGUGGCCAGGUCAUGUGGGACCCACACACCCACGUCGUGCUUCCCCUCUCAGUCCUUACACCCCACAAAGUGGAAGGUAAGUGACUGAGCUCCACCAGGCCCAGAGCAAGGUAAUCAAGGUAACCAAGAAGUGAUUGCCUCCUUCCCAGCAUGCUUCAUUCAGGUUGCACUGGGCACCCAUUUAUGUUCCUGUGGGCAGUGCUCUGGGGAAAGAGCAAAAUGCACACAGAUGUCUCAUGGAUGUCUCAUGGAUGUCUCAGAGAGCUUCCCAUUCUUCUUUUGGAGCCUUGGAGAAGGGCUGUUUAAUUUACUUGAAGCAUUGUUAGAAGUUUAUGAUCAGUUGGCUUUGUAACAGAAGAAGACCUUUGCUUCCCAUGAGAGAAAGACCCAGGAGAAGUUUCUGAUGGGGAGCAGCACCUUCUGAGCAACAAAAAGACAGCUCUUCUCUGGGACCAGGGGUGGGGAACCUUUAGCCCAUGGGCUGAACUUGGCCCACCAGGGAUUCCAAUUUGGCCCAUGUUGCCGUUUUUGUGAAACCACACCUUGUUAAUCAGAUUACCUCUGCUCAAUGGGUGGAUGAUAUUGGCAGAUGGGAGGGUUUGAUGGUCAAUGCCUGAAGAAAGCAGACUUGAACCCUCUGCCCAUCAGGUGAUUGGUUGGGGGGUUUCAAUGCUGCUUGGUCACUAUCACCCCGUGCCCACCCCACUGGUUGACUUUGACAAGUGGUCAGGACCACCCACCAGUCAAUCACUUGGUGUCACUAUGAUGUCAGAUGAUUGACAGGUGUGUGAUCUCGCCCAUCUGUCAAGAAUUCACUCCUGGGGUUAGAGGGAGAUAAAUAUCUGGCCUGCUGGGCCAAAUAGGUUCCCUACCCCUGUGUUGAAGGGGGAGGAAUUUCCUUCUGCAGCAAAGGAUUGGCCCGUUGGGCUCAAUGGGCUCAGCUCAGUCAAAGUAUAAGAACAUGAGAGAUGAUACCACCACAACGCUAGGCACCUCUCUCCUCUUCUGUCCUGCCUCAAAAUGGUGCAUACCAUUGGUUCCUUCCUGUUCUGCCUUCCCAGCUCCAGCUCCCAGCACAGCAGCACUGACACUGGUAAACAGUGAAACCAAUGACACUGUGGAAACCUCCCCUCCCAAGCACUUCCUGCCGGAACCUGAGCCUGCUGUAACCAUCCUCAUCCUCAUAAUUUACCGUACUCUAGGAGGACUUCUUCCUGCCCGCUACCAGGUGGAUCGGCGCAAUCUCAGGUACCACUCAUUGCUUACUCCUCUUCUAGGCUCUUUGCUACCAUCUCAAGUCCUACGACUCCGACUUGAAUGGACCAUAAACAGUUUGUCGAGGAUUGGUCAGCAGUAGCCCACUCUCCCGUUGCAUGGACCAGUCUGGGUGCAGUGGUGUUGCCAGGUGGCAUCAAGUAACAAGUUGCCUUUGUUCUUUGCAGGCUCCCCAAAAACCCUGUUAUGAACUCCCCCAUAGUGAGUGUGUCUGUCUUCAGCAACCACACUUUCCUCCAGAGCACUUUGGCGACCCCGUUAGUGCUAGAAUUCCGCCUGCUGGAGACAGCCAACCGCAGCAAGCCCCUCUGUGUCCAGUGGAAUCACUCCAGCCAGUAAGUUGCUUUGCUGCCUCUUUCCCAGGGAGCCAUCCUUCGCUUCCUUUUUUACUUUGAGGGAGGCCCUUGACAUUAUUCUAUUCAUUUGAAAUGCUUCUAAGCCACCCUUUGCCCAAUGGAUUUCAUGAUGGGCAUAAAAAUUAUUAAAAGCAUAAAUACAAUUAGCGGUCUUCAAGUAAAUAAUUGUGCAUGUGGAACAGCUUCAGCUUUCACAGUUAGGCAUUCCUCCCCCUGCACAUACCCUGCGCCAUCCCCAAAUCUGCUCCAGAACAUUGGGGAGAAUCCCUAGAAAAGAUUUAGGGUGUGUGUGCCGGCAAGAGGUGGGGGUAGAUUCCACGGCACAAAAAGAAAUCCUUGCAUUGAUGGACUGUUCACCUCAGUCUGCUGAAUUCCAUUCACAGGCACCCUCCAUAGUAACUUAAAGAUAUAGGGUGAUAGCUAUUAUUAGUUAUACUCAGAGAAAAUGCAUUAAAAUCAAUGGACCUGAGUCCAACCCGAAAAGGUCGAUAAUUCAAGCAUAAUUCAUAGAUCCUCAGUGAGUAUCCUCAUGCCUGCCUCUAAAAGAAAAUGUCCCCUUGAAGACUCUUUCCUUUGAAGCCUCUCUUUUUGGAUUUCUUUGUGACUGCAGGAUUGAGCCCACUGGCUUCUGGACAGCACGGGACUGUGAUCUUGUUUAUCGAAACGCCACGCAUGUUCGCUGCCAUUGCUCACAGUUUGGCACUUUUGGGGUCCUGAUGGACAGCUCCCACCGAGAGGUAAUUCUGAUGACAAGGUCACAGCAAGACCUAGAAAGUGAUAAGUGAGGUGUGAUCAGAGAGGCCAGAGAUAAAAAGCAAAACAGUGGGCCUUGGUAUCGCUGAAGACCAAACUAGAUGAGUCAGAGACAGCCAUGUUUGUUUACUCAUGUACAAUGUAUAAAGCAGGGAAUGAGUGGGAGGUCUAAUUUCCAGGAGUGGCUGGCAAGGAAACACCAUGGAGCCACAAGAGUGUUGUUGGCGUUUAGUAAACCAUGGUUAAUAAAACAUGGCUUGGUGUUAACAUGCCCAUCAGGUUACUGUGUGCUUCCUCUCUGACUUCUCCUUUUGCCUUUGGUUUCUCCUUGCAGCAACUGGAAGGUGACCUGGAGACUUUGGCCAUUGUGACCUAUUCCUUGGUGUCCCUCUCCCUUCUGUUCUUGCUGCUGGCCUUCUCCUUCCUGAUAUGCCUGAAAGGUCUCAAGUCCAACACACGGGGAAUCCACUGCAACAUCUCGGUCACCCUCUUCUUCUCUGAGCUGCUCUUCCUCUUGGGUAUCAACCGCACUGAAAACCAGGUGAGAGGAGAAGGAGCAAGAGGCAAGUCCUAGGUUCAGCAUGUUUGGAGGUUUUGAGCUAUGUGUGCCACACAGUCUGCACCCCCCAACUAAGACUGCUGCUCUUAGUCUAGGACACUGUCCCACUGCCAGUACUGAAAUAAGAUUCAGCUGCCAAACCUGUCAGCUGCUGCAUAUGGAAUUUUGGAGGAGGCAUCUUGUGCUUUGCCUUAGGCCACAAAAUGUCUUGGACUCCUGAAGCAAUAGAGGGAAAUGUUGUACAAUGUUAGUUUCAGAUCAGGGGCAAGCUACUCACGCUAUUUUAGAGGACGCCUUUGAAUUGUGGUGCUCUUGCUUGUUUCAGUUCUUCUGCACUGUGAUUGCCAUCUUGCUGCACUACUUCUUCCUCUCGACUUUUGCUUGGCUUUUUGUGCAAGGCCUCCACAUCUACCGCAUGCAGACGGAGGCCCGCAACAUCAACUAUGGAGCUAUGAGGUUCUACUAUGCCAUUGGCUGGGGUGUCCCUGCUAUAAUCACUGGUAAGUGCAGAUGUGUUUAGGAAGUGAGGGUUUCCUUUUUCCCUCUCUCUCUCAGCCUCUAGAAAGAAAUGUAUCCUGGCAAUUGAUAUGCAGAACAUGCUUAGUUUGGAACAAACCUACAGUAGUGCUUCAAACCGUGCCUUUUCUGCGAUGCCAUGUGACCAAGACGUUAUGCAUAAGCUGCAGGCAUUGCAGUGUGGAUCGCCCCAGUUCCCACAGCCGUUGCUCAGCUGAAAUGCUGUGGGUAACUGCUUGUGUCAGUCAUAAGCCUAUGUCUCUGGGGAGCCAAGACUUCAGGUCUUCUUUUGUGUGGCUAGUCAGCAGCAAGUCUCACAGAUCAGAGGCUCUGUCAUAGAAAUGAGCCUCCUGGGGUAUAAAAGCUUUUUCAGAAGCAAGACCACUGGAGAGUUCUGUUUGUAGCAUUCCUGUUCAUGAUUGCAUCAGAAGCUUAGGAGAUCAAAGGAGAACAGAGGAAGCAGGUUUACAUUGACCUACAAGGAUGUGGAAAGUAUAUUGACUAGGAAUGUAGAACAUAAUACAUUGUUCAGCUGACCUUCUUCCUUCCUUUUGGACAGGAUUAUCUGUUGGCUUAGAUCCAGAGGGCUUUGGGAAUCCAGAUUUCUGCUGGAUUUCCAUCCAUGAUAAACUGAUCUGGAGUUUUGCAGGGCCCAUUGCUGUUGUGAUUGUGGUAAGCACUUCUCACAUUUGUUCAGUCUCUUUGCCAGGAUGCUGUAGCCUUUCCGUUUCCUUGUUCAGCAUAUUUGGUCCCUGUUCUGCUGUACCUCUGCUUCCUUUUCCUGUCAUUAAUGUUUAGUGUUGCACUUAUUUUUCUUCUCUCUCCUCUCCCCCUGCCCCCCCCCCCCAGUUUGGCCCUUCAUUCUUAUUUUAUCAUUUCUGUCCAGUCUCUAGAAAUAUGUGACAUAAUACAAGUGAAUAAAAUAAUGUACAGUAUGGAGAAAGUGGACAGAGAAAAGUUCUCUCUCUCUCUCUCUCUCUCUCUCUCUCUCUCUCUCUCUCUCUCUUAAAAGACUAGAACUUGCAGACAUUCAAUAAAGCUGAAUGUUGAAUGAUUCAGGACAGACAAAAGAAAGUAGUUCUUCCCAGAGCACAUAGUUAAAGUAUGGAAUUGGCUCUCACAGGAGGCAGUAAUGGCUACCAACUUGGAUGGCUUUAAAAGAGGAUUAGACAGAUUCAUGGAGGACAAGGCUAUCACUGGUGCCAGCUGUUGCUCCAGUGUAAGAGGCAAUAUGCUUCUGCAUUCCAGUUGCUGGAAACCUCAGGGGAGGAGAGUGCUCUGGCGCUCAAGUCCUUCUUGCAAGUUUCCUGUGGGCAUCUGUUUGGGGAUGCUGGACACAGAUGGGCUCCUGGCCUGAUCCAGCUCAACUUUCAUGUACUUUUCCGCAGUUUAUGACUCUGGGGGCUUGUGAGCCUUUAAGCAUUGUGACCCCAUCCUUGGCGAUCUUCUCCUCUUUUGCCCUGUCCCAUGAAUCGGAAGAGGAGUCAGAAGAGGGGAGACAAAGCAUUUCUUUUGCAGAGUCUAAUGAAGCCAGCUGUGCAAUGCACACCAAAUACAGCGUCCUCAAAGACAGUGUGGGCAGUGUUGACAAGCAGGAUCAUGAAAGUGAGGAAGGGUGGGAUAUAGACAAUAAAUAUAAAACAAAACAGAGCUUUCCCCUUGAGUGCCUGUUCCUAACUAGCCAGUCUGCUUCCAGAUGAAUGGGGUGAUGUUUCUGCUGGUUGCAAAGAUGCUGUGCUCACCAGGCCAGAAGGAAGCCAAGAAGAAAUCGGUUCUGUGAGUAUUAACUUAUCACAAUGAUCUGCUCAGACAGAAACGUGCUCUAUAGUGCCUGAGCAUCACUUUUCCAUUCCCCAUAAGUGUCCUUCCACUUUUCUGUCACUCUGCCUUGAGAUGCUCUCCUUCUAAAUGUCAUCUGGAUUGUCUGCCUCCUCCACAACUGAAAUUGCUUGAGGCAGGAGUGGUGAGUUUUGUCAGUACUCAGCUAGUAUUGGCCGCUGUCACUUGUUUUGUGAGUUAGGGAAACACCCUGCGCCCUCAGCAGUAAAGAGUUGCCCUCUUGGGAGCCUGUUCCCAGAGCAUUUUAUGGGUGUGGCUGGAUUGUGUAGAAAUGGGUUUGUGACCCUCCUUAGUGUCUCUUGCCCUGCAGUUCAGCCACAGAUUCUAACCUCUGCGUCUGUCCUUCUGGAUGGCUCUUUCUCUCCGUCUCUCUCUCUCUCUCUCUCUCUCCAGUAUGACGCUGCGAAGCUCCUUCGUUCUGCUUCUAGUUAUUAGCACUGCUUGGCUCUUUGGCCUCUUGGCUGUCAACAACAGUGUCCUGGCUUUCCACUACCUCUACACUGUCCUCUGCAGCCUUCAGGUAACUCUCUGCGCUAGGAUAGAGAUGGUUAGGCAGGAAUCAGGAUAUGGUGGAGCAGACGAAGAGGAUAGUGGCUUCUGGUGGGAGCAAUCCUGCAGAACAUAACUAAUUAUCACCAGUUCCCCCAAACGAACCACAUGUGGUUUGGGUGUCAAAGUCUACACCUUCUUCACUCACAGAACUGGUUGCAAAUUUCUCUGGAUCAAGUCACAUGCGCCAAUCUGGUGUGAUUGCUCCAUUACAUUACGUUUGAGGGUGUGCAGAUCUAAAUAAAUUGCAAACGCAUCUGGCACAUUUGUUGUAAACUGCACAUGCUUUGUAAGUGGCGAUAUAUCAGCCAGCAAGUGUGUGGUGAUUAACAUACCAAGCAAUGCAUGAUGGCAGCCCUUCCAGUCCAGAAGCAAGACAUUUUGUCUUUUAAUAUGAACCUACCUAAUUCACAUUUUCCAAAACAAUGCAUGCUGUUUCCAAAUUUUGCCAUGGAUUUCUCCAAGCAAAAUACAUGGUACAAAAUGCACAUGAGGAAUUUUCCUUAAAACACAUUGCAAACUGAAAAUGCAGCAAACUGAAUUUAAGACUGGUGGCGGUCAAAAACAGAGAAUACAAAAUUGACCAGAUUUGCACAUCCCUAUUUUCAAGUACUGUACAUACAUUAAAGCUUUUACAAAAGGCAUUUGCAUGAAAAAAAUUAAAUAGGAAGCAAGGAAUUAAUGAGUGAAACAUAUAGAGGGGGGACAGAAAUUAGUCUACCACCACCCUGGAAUUCACUUGCUAAGAUUCUUGCAAAAUAUUACUUAAAGGCAGAUUAAAUAUCGUGUGACUUUGCAGACAUUUUGAGAUACCCGGUGGUGGCUGUAUGCUUAUUUCAGUACUUCUGAUUUGCUGUAGUCUUGUUAGAUCUCUAUACUCACAGAGCUUCCUGUAGUUUAUGUUUAGAUUAUAUGAUGAUUCAUAUUUGCCUGCUUCUAUGUAGAGUUUUCCUAUCUUUGAGCUCACAUAGAGACUAAUUGCUCCCUCUAGCGGAAAGCUAAUGUAGUCAUUCUGGUAAUUAGAUCAUUAACACUCAGCAUUUAUGUAGUAGUGGUUUUGUGCAUGUUCCGUAACACAGAGGAAGAAUUUGGAUUGCUAUAUGCCAUGCAAGACAGGACAAGUGGAUGGUACGCACCCCACUUUCCUGGUCCAUCUUUGGUGACUCGUAAAUGGCAUUUGCGGCUCAGAUUCAGUAAAUGCGCAUAGGCCAGUGGCAGAGCAUAUGUGCUGCGUACAGAAGAUUCCUCUUCAGCCCCUGGCAUCUCCAGGUACAGCUGCCUGAAAUCUGGAAAGCUGCUUCUAGUCAGAAUGCCAAUGGCCUGACACAGCGUAACACAAUUUCUAAGUUUCAGAUUCACAGCCCCUCUUCCCUAUCCCCCCCCCCCACAGGGCUUGGCAGUACUGAUUCUGUUCUGUGUGCUGAACAAGGAGGUACAGGAAGCCUGGAAACUAGCCUGCCUUGGCAAGAAGGGUCAGGGCGAGGAAUCCACCAGAAGCGGUCAGGUGGGAGCUGCGUUUGAUCUUACUUGUUGGGUUAAGGGAGAUGGGAGGAUAACUUGCUCCAUCCAAAGCCUAGGAUACUGUCCUCUCCUGAAAGAGACCUUAACACUUUGAUCAAAAAGUGCAGGAGGACUGCCUUGUAGUCCCCUGGCCUAUCCCAGGCAUGCAUCCUUGAAGGGGUUCAGGCCUUCCUCCUACUGCCCGCAUUACGUCUAAAAGAAAUAGUCCUUUUAGUGUAUCCAGGGCAAGGGGAGCCUUUUCCAGUCUGAAGGUCAAAUCCAGAACUGAACCACUCUUGGGCAGGCCAGUUUUGACAGGCUGGCAUGGAAGCACCUCAGGCAUCUUCCUAGAGAGGCUACUCUGUGGUGUGUGUUUCCCCCCCACUCUCCCACUGCAGGGUCCCAAUGCCUACAACAACACGGCGCUCUUUGAGGAAAGCGGCCUCAUCCGUAUCACCCUGGGAGCCUCCACCAUCUCUUCUGUCAGCAGUGUGCGCUCAGCUCGGACCCAUUCCAGCCAGCGGGGAUACCUCAGGUAAGCAGCAGCAGCAGGGAUGAGUCUCUGUCCUGCCCACCCCCAGCACCACCCCCAGCUGUAGGCACUUGCAUGCUGAGAAGGGUAGUCUUUCCACUGGAGACCAAAGCAGCCCCCGGGACUUAAUUGCGGUUCCUCUGUUUGCGAGGCUAGGUAUGAAAGCAAAUGGAAUGGCAAUGCAGAUCAGAAUGGUUCUUUCCCUCUCAUCCCUCAAAAAGACACCGCUCACCUCCACAUUUCUCUCUUGAUGCAGGAAAGAGAUUCCCAGAAGAAGAGAGCUCGUAAUAAUAAUAAUAUUUUUAAAAACCCAGCAACAGAGCUCAUGGACUAUACUUUUACUAUGGGCCGGAUUCAACUAAUUCCUGCAUUGCAGGGGGUUGGACCUCGGGGUCCCUUCCCAACUCUACAGUUCUAUGAUUCUUAAUCAGUUCUGCUAGCAGAAGCUAGUGCAAGGAAUCCCACUAGCCCAGUGGCGCUUUCCCCAAUUUUCCUCCCUACUACACAAGGAUUUGCUCUGAAGCAUUGAGAGAACUCCCAGAACAGCACGUGGGACAGGAGAGGGGAGUUCGUUCCAUCAGGCAUGUGGAAAUGCUUGCGUUGACAGAACAAUCUGCUUAGCACUAUGUUGAAUUCCACCCUAUGAUAGGUGUCCAUGGACUAGGCCUGUCUAACAAACCUUUUUACCACUGUGCAUUUCCCAACGUUGAUUUCUGACCUCUCACUUGAAGAGACAGGCGAGAGUUCUGAGUAUUUCUCUCUUACGAGUUUCAGAGAGAACAUGAUGGCGCAUCAAGGCUCUGCUCUGGAUAACAACUUGCUCAACCAUGCUGGUCCAACAGACCUUGACAUAGCAAUGUUUCAUCGUGAUGCAGGACCAGGUAAGGCCAAAAUCCAGGAGCCUGCUUCUGAUGGGGAAGUCUGUGGCUGUCAAAGAUGAAAGGGUGUCUCCAGAUCCCAAAUUAAAAAGAAAUCUUCCAAUGCUGUAUGUCAUCUUGACAUAUCUUUAUAUAUACUGAGCACUGACCAGGCCUGCAACAAGGGCAAGUGACUAAGUGAGCAGACUUUUCUAGGGAAGGGAAGAAGUAGCAAGUUCCCUCCCCUCCAGGAUUUUUCCUUAGCAAUCUGAGACUGCGCCUGUGCAAAACUAACUUCUCUGAUAUUUUCAUGCCUCUUCUAGUUCUGGGUGACCAGUGGGUGGGAUCUUGUCACAGCAGGAGGGGGAGACACUUGUGACUCUUCACCAGCCUGACUCAUCUCUGCCUCUUAGCUUCCCUCUUCUCCUGCCUCAGCUUCUGCCUCUGAUCCUGGACUGCUGUCUGACACAGACUCUCCCAGCUCACACAGCCCUGUUGUCCCUUCAGCUUCCAAUACCUCCUCCUCCUGGUCUUCUCCCUCUGACCUCUCAUCAUUGUCCCACUGCCACUUCCUGGGCUCUGAGCCUUCUUCCCUUCGGGGUUCCUCAGCUGGUUCUUCCCACAAUUCCUCUGCAUCCAACCAGUCCCUGACAGUGGCCCCAAAACAUUUGGGAACCACCAUUCUAAUGUUUUGUCCUUUAGAGGCUUUGAACCAGUGACAUGGUAUGUGCCGCUAGACCAACCCACUGUUCCAGUUUGGCAGAGUUCAUAACUUCAGCUUGCUCAGGAGAGGGCAGUUUAUGUACUGGAAAGCUAUUAGCCAUCACUUGAAAAGCUGUUCCCUCAACCCCACCUUCUUCACAUGUGUUACGUAUCUCCCUGCAGAUCAAGACUCUGACUCGGACAGCGACCUCUCUCUUGACGAAGAGCGCAGCCUCUCGAUUCCAUCAUCAGAGAGCGAGGAAAACGUGCAUCUCCGCGGCAGGUUCCAGCGCCAGUUCAAAAGGGCAGCACACAGCGAGAGGCUCCUCACCAACCCUUCCAACACCACACCCAAAGGUAAGUGCCCCUGGGCAGAGAAACACCUUGACUCUCAGGCCAAGCUGGGCAACAAGCUCUGAGCUAUGCACUGUGUAACAUGUUGGGGCCCAUUACAAAACAUGGAACGCACAUCUUAAGACAGGAGUGUAGAUCUUGUGGUCUCUUGGACUCCAUUUCCCAUAAUCCACAGCCCACAUGGCCCAGUGGUCAAGGAUUUGCCUGUGGGGUGGGUAGCUCCUCUUAAGAUUAAGGAGCCCUAAUUCACUGCGAAGAAGAAAAAUAAUUGUGCAUGUGAAUUAACCUAAAUACUUAAUUGCUGUCUUAGUCUUCUUGCAUGAUCUCUUCCAACUCAUGCAGGCACUCUGAGAUCUCUGCAAACAUCCCAAAGGGGGCGUUACCUGAUGGUCUGUAUAUUACCUUCAGUACAGGUGUCAUCCAGGCACUUCUUAUUUCUCUGCCCCCAGAGUUGAGCAGCAUGCAGUGGGUGCUACACAGCGGGGAACUGGCAAUGUGCCACAUCCCUAGUAGUUUUGCACCAUCCACUGCAAAGGAUGAAAAACUUAACCAAUUCUUCCUCACAGCACAUAAUCAAAUACCCUGGCGAAUUCUCACAUUAAUCUGCUGAGAUGCUCUUUGUCCGCCUUGUAAUAUACCAGCCAUGUCCUCCCUCUAGAUGUAGAUGGCAAUGACCUGAUGUCCUAUUGGCCAGCACUGGGCGAAUGCGAAGUUCACCCCUGCUCCCUCCAGAAAUGGGGCUCUGAGCGGAAACUGGGGUUCGAUGCCAGUAAGGACGCUGCCAACAACAACCAGCCGGACCUGGCCUUGACCAGUGGCGACGAGAACUCCCUCACCCAGACCCAGAGGCAGCGGAAAGGUAAGAGAAACAGAACUGCAGCCAGUGUGCUGUAGUGGCAAGCAGGGCCAAUGUGGGAGAGCCAUGUGGCCCAGGCCUCAAGCUCAAAGGGGGCUUCUCAUUCAGAUGCUUGUUGAUUUUUUUGACUUUUUAUAAGCAUCACAGCUGCUUUUAUGAGUAGUGGAUCAAAUUGUGUCACACUCACUCAGCUUAGAGCUGUUAUUAUGAAUCCCCCCCCCCCCCGUGAUUGUUGCAUUGUCUUUUAUUAUUAUGCUAUGUCAAUUAUGGUUUUAAUGUUGUACACCGCCCUGGGAUCUUCGGAUAAAGGGUGGUAUAUAAAUUGAAUUAAUCAUCAUCAUCUGUGAAAUUCCACAAAAGCAUAUUUCCCUCAGUAAUGAGUGCAUUUGCUUUUUUUUUUAAAUAAUUUUUAUUAAAGUUUUGAACAACAAAGAAAGAAAAGAAAAACAUACACAAUACAUAUAACAAAAACACACAAAAAAAACAAAAUUCAACAAUAAAAAACAGAAAACAUAACAAUUAAAAACAAUAUCUCUUUUCCAUUUCCGUUUUUUAGUUACUUAUUUUCUGGACUUCCUCAUACCUCCCUCUUUUGUAUUCCAAUCCAAAUUGUUUGUCCAGCAAUUUCUUUUCCACUUUUAAUCCCAAUCUUUAGCUUUAAUAAGAUAUUGAAAUAUAUAACUUCAACUUCUUUAAACCUGAUCUUUGGUCUUAGUAUCAUAUAACGUUAAAAUUUUCCCUCUUAAUGUCAAAUUUCCAUUUCUUUAAACAUCUUUAAUCCUAAUCUUUAAUCUUAGUCUAUCAUUAACUUUAACCUGUACAGCUGGAAACCGCUUAUUUUCAGUCCAACAUCACUCUAACAUUCUUUAAUUUUGCAGUGUUUCUGAAGAUAGUCUUUGAAUUUCUUCCAAUCUUCCUCCAUCGACUCUUCUCCCUGGUCACGGAUUCUACCAGUCAUUUCCGCCAAUUCCAUGUAGUCCAUAAGUUUCAUCUGCUAUUCCUCCAGCGUGGGAAGUUCUUGUGUCUUCCAAUACUUUGCGAUGAGUAUUCUUGCUGCUGUUGUUGCAUACAUAAAGAAAGUUCUAUCCUUUUUUAACACCAUUUGGCCGACUAUGCCCAGGAGAAAGGCCUCUGGUUUCUUAGGGAAGGUAUACUUAAAUACCUUUUUUAAUUCAUUAUAUAUCACUUCCCAGAAAGCCUUAAUCUUUGGGCACGUCCACCAAAGGUGAAAAAAUGUACCUUCAGUUUCUUUACAUUUCCAACAUUUGUUAUCGGGCAAGUGAUAGAUUUUUGCAAGCUUGACUGGGGUUAUGUACCAUCUGUAUAUCAUUUUCAUAAUAUUCUCUCUUAAGGCAUUACAUGCCGUAAAUUUCAUACCUGUGGUCCAUAACUGUUCCCAGUCAGCAAACAUAAUAUUAUGUCCAACGUCCUGUGCCCAUUUAAUCAUAGCCGAUUUUACCGUUUCAUCCUGAGUAUUCCAUUUCAGCAGCAAGUUGUACAUUCUUGACAAAUUCUUAGUUUUGGGUUCUAACAAUUCUGUUUCUAAUUUGGAUCUUUCCACCUGGAAGCCAAUUUUCCUGUCCAAUUUAAAUGCCUCCAUUAUCUGAUAAUAAUGAAGCCAGUCUCGCACUUUGUUUUUAGUUUUUCAAAACUCUGCAAUUUCAGUCUAUCUCCGUCUUGUUCCAAAAUUUCCCAAUAUUUCGGCCAUUUGACCUCCAUAUUGACCUUUUUCAAGGCUUUCGCUUCCAUUGGUGACAGCCACCUUGGGGUUUUGUUUUCUAGCAAAUCCUUAUAUCUUAACCAAACAUUAAAUAGAGCUUUCCUGACAAUGUGGUUUCUAAAUGCUUUAUGUGCUUUGACCUUAUCAUACCAUAGAUAUGCAUGCCAUCCAAAUACAUUAUUAAAACCUUCCAAGUCCAAAAUGUCAGUGUUUUCAAGAAGUAGCCAAUCUUUCAACCAGCAAACAGCUGCUGAUUCAUAGUAAAGUUUGAGGUCUGGCAGGGCAAAUCCACCUCUUUCCUUUGCAUCUGUUAGUAUUUUAAAUUUUAUUCUGGGCUUCUUGCCCUGCCAGACAAAUUUAGAAAUAUCUUUCUGCCACCUCUUGAAACAAUCCAUUUUGUCCACAAUCUGCAAAGUUUGGAACAGAAACAACAUUCUAGGCAAUACAUUCAUUUUUAUCGCAGCAAUACGGCCCAGCAGUGAAAGCUUCAAAUUUGACCAAAUUUCUAAAUCUUUUUUCACUUCAGACCAGCAUUUUUCAUAAUUAUCUUUAAAUAAGUUCCCAUUUUUAGCUGUCAUGUUAAUCCCCAAAUAUUAAACUUUCUUAACCACUGUUAAACCUGUCUCAUUCUGAAACCUCUCUCUUUCAAUCGGUGUUAAAUUUUUCUCUAAAACCUUGGUUUUUGACUUGUUCAAUUUAAAUCCUGCCACUUGACCAAAUUGACCAAAUUCUUGAAUCAGUUCUAAAACCCUUUUAGUACUAGAUUCAGGCUCCUGUAACAUCAAUACUAAGUCAUCUGCAAAUGCUCUCAAUUUGUACUGUUUAGUUCCGACCUGUAUACCUUUAACCAACUGGUCCCUUCUAAUCAUAUUCAGCAAAACCUCCAGGACCGAAAUGAAAAGAAGUGGGGAAAUUGGGCAACCUUGUCGUGUCCCUUUUUCAAUUUUAAGUUCUUCCGUCACAACAUUAUUUACAAUUAGUUUAGCCUUUUGUUCUGAAUAAAUUGCACUUAUACCAUUCUCAAAACCUUGGCCUACCCCCAUACCCUGUAGAUUCUUCUUCAUAAAAUUCCAAGAAAUGUUGUCAAAGGCUUUCUCCGCGUCUACAAAUAUCAACACUGCUUUAGUGUUUAUAUUCACUUCUAAUUUUUCCAAGAUAUCAAUUAUAUUCCUCAAAUUGUCAGAUAAAUGUCUUCCUGGGAGAAAGCCCGCUUGGUCUUUGUGAAUCUCUUCCAUCAACACUUUUUUAAAUCUCUUAGCCAAAAUAUCUGCAAAAAUUUUGUAAUCCACAUUAAGUAAUGAUAUAGGGCGGUAGUUCUUAAGCUGUGUCUUUUCAGUCUCUGUUUUUGGUACAAGUGUAAUAUAUGCUUCUUUCCACGACUCUGGUGCUCUCUUCCCCUCCAUUAUUUCGUUGCAGACCUCUUUCAAUGGUUGAAUUAACCAUUCUUUUAAAGAUCUGUAGUAUCUAGAGGUCAAGCCAUCUGGUCCUGGAGAUUUACCCAAUUGCAUGUUUUGAAUGGCACCUUCUAUUUCCUGUUCAGUUAUUCUAUAAUUCAAAAUUAGUUUAUUUUCUUGGGAUAUUUUUUGUAGUCCAUUUGCUUUCAAAAAUUGGUCUAGAUCUGUUUCUUUCAGAUCUAUAUAAUCGUUUAAAGUACCUCUGGAAACAACUUCUGAUCUCUGCAGGGUUCUGUAUAUUUCUUCCUUCCACUUCUAAGUUCGUAAUCGUAUUUAGUUUUUGUCUCUUUUUCAUUUGCCAUGCCAACAAUUUGCCACAUUUAUUGGCCGACUCAAAAGUCUUUUGUCUCAUUUGUUUAAUUUUCCAUUCUAUUUCCUGAUUCAUCAUUUUCAUAUAUUGUACUUGUAAUGAGUGCAUUUGCACAGAAAUAGGAAUUUGUUAAAGCUAUUCAGAUUAUGUCUCGCUCCUUUUUCUUUUAUUUCUUUUGUCCAGGGAGGGGGAGCACCUUGUUUUGUUUUCAUGUGUCAUAAUUUUAUUGUCGCUGCCUUUAUUAUGGCUCAGAAGCUCAGAAGGAAGUGACCCAGGCCUACAUGGGCCUCUAAGAUGGCCUAGUGGCAAAUCCCUACUCAUCCAUGAUGCUUGCUGGGUAGCUUGGGGUCCAGGGAAAGUCAGGGGCAUAGUGUAGUGUUAGAACACAUGCUUUGAAUGAGAAAGAUCCCUGAUGUCUCCAGAAAUGGCUGGGGAAAACUCCUGUCUCAAACAGGUAGAGCUACUACUGGUCAGUAUAGAAGGGGAUCCUGAGAUAAAUGGGCCAGUGUUCUGACUUGGUAUAAACAAACUCCUGUGUCGCAAUACAGAAUAAUCUGCUCAAAUACAACUACAACACAUGGCUAAUAAAUUUAGUAAAUGUAUUAUUAUCAGUGGUUAGUAUGUCAUCCACUAACCUUCCUUAUUUUUCACGUAAGAGGAUUUAUAUACUGCUUAAUCAUCAAAGCCACAAAGCAGUUUACAUAAAAUAUACAUUUGAAACACCAGCAAACAUAAGAUGUUAAAAACAAGAUGGCCUAGAUUUUAAAUAAAAUAGCCAAUUUAAAAAUAUACCUAAUGAAAUACAAUUGCAUGUUAUAACACAUGCCAAAUGAACACGUCUGGGGUAGCAUUAACAAUGGGUUUUGGCAUAUGCCAAAAAUACAGAAAAGGUGCCUCUGUGGACAGGGAUUUCCAGAGUGUAGGUUCUGCCAUAAUGAAGGAUAGAAUCCUUCCAACAUUGUGUAUCACUUGUUAAAUGCUAAUUCCACAAACUGAAGCAGUUGAGUGGACAUACAAAGGAUAAGGUAUUCUUCAAGUAAGCAGAAACAGCAGGAAGAGGUCAUAAAGAGAGACACCAGAGGAGGGAUAUUUACAGAGAAGAGUAAAUGUAGGAUAAGGAAGCUUUCUCCUAUCAACAGAAAUGCAAAAGUGACCUGCUAUUAGGAAACAGGAUAGAGUAAGAUGACUAUAGAUAGGAUGGGCAUUGCCAAUGGGAAGCUCUCAGAGAGAGCCCUGGGAGAGAGUCUCAUCCUUCUCACCUUCUGCUUUGCUUACAUUGUCUAGGUAUCCUGAAGAAUCGGCUCCAGUACCCUCCGACUUUGCAAGGCCUGCCCUCCGUGGGCAGGAUGGCCAAUGACCUUUCCUGGUACAAAACCUCCACCUUGGGCCACCGGGCCGUCCCUGCCGCUUCUUACGGCAGGAUCUAUUCGGGGGCAGGCAGCCUCUCUCAGCCCGCGAGCCGCUACUCUUCCCGGGAGCAGCUGGACAUGCUGAUGAGGAGGCAGAUGUCCAGAGAGCAGCUGAGCCGCAACAUCUCCGGCGAGUGUCUCGAAGCGGUUGCCAGCAGGCACGGCUCUCGAGAGCGUUUGGACACCAUCCUGAACAGGCCUGGGUCAAGGGAGCACCUAGACACGAUCCUCAGCCGCCACGGGUCCAGAGAGCACCUUGCAAGCAUACCCAGCAGGCAUGGGUCUCAAGAAAAUGUAGCAGAAGCAGCUUCUGGACAGGAUCAAAGAGAUCACGGGAACACCCUACCCAGGAGGCAGGGAUCUAGAGACCAUCUAGAUACUUUGCCCUGUAGAUUUGGGUCAAGAGAACCGCUAGACUGUGGGGGAGCAGUCAGGGAGUUCUCUAGGGAAUGGCUAAACACUAUGCCGAACAGGCAAGCCUCAAGAGAUCGGACGGACACACUGCCAAGUCGAGACCCUUCUCGAGAACAGCUGGAUCUGCUUUCCAGGAAGCAGCCUCUGAGGGAGCAGCUGGCAACAGCUAGGCAGACGUCGAGAGAGCAGCUGGACUUUUUAUCCAGAAGAUCUAAUUCCAGAGAGCAUCUGGACAUAGUGCCUGGCAGGCAGGCUUCCCGGGAAAACCUGGAGCCUCUUUCCAGACAGCAGCCUUCCAGGGAAAACCUUGAACUCCUCUCCAGGAGGCUCCCUUCUAGAGAAAAUCUAGAAGCCAUCCCCAGCCGUCACCCCUCCACAGAGCAAUUAGAUAUCCUUUCUUCCAUCCUAGCAUCUUUUAACUCCUCUGUCCUGUCCUCUGUGCAAUCAUCCAGCACGCCCUCAGGCCCACAGACCACACCCACACCUUCCGCGGCCCAGACUUCCUCGACACCGUCCAUGCCGUGCCCUUCACCACCUCGCUCUGCAACAUCCCACAGUAUUUCCGAGCUCUCGCCAGACUCAGAGUAAGUGGCUUCCUUUCUGAGGGGGCAUUUCCCCCCUCCUUGGUCCAAUUCAUGUUGCCUGUGACCUAUCAAGUAAGGUGGGUGAAGUUAGAAAUGUGGAUCUCUUUGUUGAAGAGAAAACAGCUGAACGAGAGAAAAUCUUGAUUCAGGGGUGGAGAAGGUAUUCGCAUUUCAGGAAGGGUUGUGAUUUUCUUGCCCUGAACUAGGUGCUUAGGAUUCACCACCACUCAGUGUGGUCUAAAAGCCCCAUCAGUUGCAGGACUGAGCUGAAAAUUCUCGCUGGAGAAGUUUUGGCUGAAAAUUGGGAAGCAGUCAGGAAGUUGGAAAAUUGUGCAGAAUUGCUGGCAUAAUCUGGGGAGGGGGGCACAUUUCCUUAAACUCAUAUACGCAGUUCGUUCUGAACAGAGAUGUUCUGUUUUUAGGAGUCUUAAGAAAGGAGUGUCCAUCUUAAUUAUAUCUUUCCUUUCUUCCCAUCCCCCCUGCAAAGAAUAACAAGAAGUGAAGGUCAUUCCUGAGGGGUCCAGCUGCUGUGAGAACAAAGGAAGAAGCAGGAAUGGAUGCUGGGGCCAGGCACUUCCAGCAGAGGAUUGGGAAUCCCUCAGGGCACCUACCACGGAAGGACUGAGGCUGACUGGGGGCCCAGAUCAACCACGUGGAGAACUCGUGGGCUGAGAGUCAGGCAAGACCUGGCUGUGGAAGAAAGGUGUCUUUGAAGGGGGGGGUACCUCUGUGCCACACUGGCCACUCUCCCUGCUCCGAGGGAAUGAGGUGGGG
Messenger RNA from Podarcis lilfordi (Lilford's wall lizard), 61394 nucleotides. Lineage: Eukaryota; Metazoa; Chordata; Lepidosauria; Squamata; Lacertidae. The record is from the annotation of a GenBank genome assembly.